CGUCUCCUCGGACAUUCCUUCCCUUUCCGGUGGGCGGGGUUUCGCUCCCGGUCGGCUCCGUGAUUCCGAUCCCCAGGAAGAGGGACAGACAGACAGACUGACACAGUCAGACAGACAGACAGGGAGCGAGCUGGGGGGGGCGGCCAUGUUAGCCGCCGGUAUCGCUGUGCGCGGACACUGAGCGGGGAGCCUGCGGUCAGUGUGCAGCCUGGAGCAGCCCGUGUGAGGGCGGGGUGGGGGGCACAGCCCGGUACAUGGACCCCCGGGGCCUGCACCUAUCGGGAGAAUAGGGAGACCACCAUCACCACUGCGCACACAGAGAGAGGCCCCAGCAAUCACCACCACCACUGCGCACACAGAGAGAGGCCCCAGCAAUCACCACCACCAUCACCACUGCGCACACAGAGAGAGAGGCCCCAGCAAUCACCAUCACCAUCACCACUGCGCACACAGAGAGAGAGGCCCCAGCAAUCACCAUCACCACUGCGCACACAGAGAGAGGCCCCAGCAAUCACCACCACCAUCACCACUGCGCACACAUACAGGCAGGGUCCUGGGACACAAGCAGAGGUUGUGAGUGGGGGCCACAUAGGGUCUAGGUUCUCACCUAUAGGCAGAGGCUGUGCGUGGGGGCCACAAGGACCUGGUAUUGACCUAUAGGCAGAGUGGGGGGGGGGCAUGUAGGGACCUGGUAUUGACCUAUAGGCAUAGGCUGUGAUUGGGGGCCACAGGGACCUGGUAUUGACCUAUAGGCUGUGAGUGGGGGCCACAGGGACCUGCUACUCCCCUAGAGGCAGAGCCUGUAAGUGGGGGCCACACAGGGACCUGGUACUCGCCUAUAGGCAGAGGCUGUGAGUGGGGGGCCACACAGGGACCUGGUACUCGCCUAUAGGCAGAGGCUGAAAGUGGGGGCCACACAAGGACCUGGUACUCGCCUAUAGGCAGAGGCUGAAAGUGGGGGCCACACAGGGACCUGGUACUCCCUUAUAGGCAGAGGCUGUAAGUGGGGGCCACACAGCUGGUACUCCCCUAUAGGCAGUGGCUGUGAGUGGGGGCCACACAGGGUCCUGGUAUUCAUACACUGAGAUGUCGGCCAAGGUACGGCUGAAGAAGCUGGAGCAGCUGCUCCUGGAUGGACCCCAGAGGAAUGAAGGAGCCAUAAGUGUGGAGACCUUGCUGGAUGUGCUCAUCUGCCUGUACACGGAGUGCAGCACGUCCACGCUGCGCAGGGAUAAAUAUGUCAGCGAGUUCCUGGAGUGGGGUAAGUGGACAUGGCGCCCUGUGGGGUGUGAGGGAUGGGGUUGUCUUUAUAGAUGGGGGAGGCUUGGUUGAUAAGAUGUUGGUAUAGCCAGCGCUACUGGGAAAAUGGAAUGAUGGAUGAUAUCAGAAAGGUCUUGGCAUGUAGGGUGAGGACAUCAUGGAGACAAGGUAAGGAGCAGGGCACUGGUCCUAGGCAAGCAGGACAUUGUGCUGGCAAGUUGACAAGGAGCAUUCAGGUACAGCACCAGCUUUGGGCAAAUGGAUUAAUGCUUGAUUUGCCAGGGCCACUGUUUUCUUGAGCUCAUAUCACUUAUUCGUGCAGAUGGAGAGAAAUUGAAGGUUGCUGUUCUGCAGGAUUCGUCCAUGACGUUUCAACUUUUCGUUCACACCAUCAGCGUGAAGAAGUGAAAUUUGUUCAGGAAAACAUGGCAACCCUCAGCUGUGUGCUAGCCAUGGACAUGAUGUGCCCCUUAGCACCAUGCUGGUAAUGGGGAGUGGACCAAUAAGACAGUUUAAACUUGGCUGAAUGGUAUAGUGAAUAUCGUAGAUGGAAAUGGAAAAUGGGUCAGUGUCAAUAUGGGGAGAGCAGUUAAGUUCCCCUGAAUUCCAAAAAAGUAACACAAAAUACAUGAGAUUUUGUCAGGUGAAAAACACCAUCCUAGAUUGUAAGCUCAUUUGACAGAACACUCUUCACUUCUUGUUUCUGUUGAUAUUAUUUCAUUUGUUACUUUGCUUUUUUUCCCAUUGUAAAAUUUUAAUGUGAUGUGGAUUAAUGACCCUAUAAAAACGAGUAAUGCUUUAGAAUAUCUGUGCCAAAAACGGCCCACAUGUGGAACACUAUGAUAAUCUAGGAAAGUCUGGCACUUUUUAAGAGAUACAGCGAAAACAGUUUGGCUUCACUGCCGUUAGUGUAGCUCAGCAGUGUCAUGUAAUCUUGAAAAGGUUAUUGUCAGAAGUCAUUGGGCCAGCAGGGUGGAGUCUGAUAAACCAGCCAGGGGCCAGUGAAGGAAAUGGUUUAGUCUACUGGAUGCUGUACUGAAUGCUAAUCUAAUAGGCCUGUGACUAUUACGUAGAGCAGAACACGUGCGCCCAUACUAUUCAAUAUACCUAAUCAGUUUCUCUUUUUUCACAAAUCUUUUCAUAUACCAUCGUGUCUAAUGCAUCAUUGCUCUGAUCAAGAUUUUGUCCUCCUAACAAGAUAAAAAUGGUUCUUGCUGUUUGAAUACAGUUUCUUGGUGUUGUGCUGUACUGAAGAGAUUAGGUCCAGAUGUUAAAAAUGCAUGUUUUUAAAGCAUGGUGAUUGCACUAUUAGUAAAUAAUUUUGUUGGAAGCAUGAUAACAUUUCUUAUUGCUGGUGCUUACUUAUCGUAAAUUAUCAAUUCUAGUCUGAGUGUUAUCUUUGGAGUAAGUUAACACAUCUAUCCUAAUCCAACGAAGCUGGAAUAUCUUGUUUUCUCAAAAAGUGGAUAUCAUAAGGGAAGAUAAAGGAGGUUUUAUGGUUUCUCACUUGGGGUGUGACAAUUAAUUACUCACUGUUGUGGUUACAGUAUUGUUACUGUCUAGUGCACAAUGUGGCAUAUACCAUAUUUGACUUCCUGAUACACUGUGUAUUUGGCAUAUAUUGCAUGUCUAACUUGGGUAAUAUACACAAGUGAACAACCGCUAAAGAGAAAAUAGAUCUAUAAACAGCUGAAUAAACAAACCCAUGACUUGAACCCUCUUAAUAGCAAGGAUUCCUAGGCCAGCCGCUUGUCAGAUUUGAAUAAGAGUGAUUGCAAUUUGCAACUGCCUUUAAAAGGAGCCAUUCAUAUGUAGUCCAAAUGUAGCAUUUUCACUUCAUUUAGGGUUCCGUAUUCAUUCACAUGAUCAUGUUAUACCCAUUUAAGGCAAUCCUACUGGUUUUAUUUUAGUGAUUUAUAAGAAAGUAAUGAUUGUAUUGUGAGGAUUAAACUCAAUGUGGAGUUUCCCAGUUGGUUUUAUUUUUUUUAUAGUAAGUAGAGUACUGUCAAUUCGGCUACUUGGCUAAGCUCAAGAAUCAGAGGGUAUGUGUAGCACAUGACUCUUUUAGUGUACUGUAACAGUGGUUGUCCUUCAGCUUACACAAUCUUUAACCCAAACAUGCCUAAAAGGUACUAUGUUAGUAGCAUCUGAGGCAUUCAGUAUGGGUUUGUUUGUUUUUUACUCUGUAAGACAAACUUAUUUUUUUUUUUCUCUGGUUAAUGUUCUCUACUAAUAAUUUUAUUUACCCCUAAAUAGUUUUUUUUAUUACUUUGUUAAUGUGGUAGUAAUUUCACAGAAAGUGGCAGUGAGUUCUGUAAUAUAUCUAUAACCUUCUGCUGUAAUUGUAUGGACAGCGUCGAUGUCUCUGUAGGUCCUUAUUGCUUUUUGGUAUUUUAUUCUUGUGUAGGGCUGGCAUUGCAAACUCCAUUAACAUAAAUAAGCUGAUCUCUAAUAAAUAUGACAUGUGGUUUGCCAUUCAUGUGAGUCCAUGGUAUCACAUGACCUUUUCCAUGUAUUUCCUCUUCCUGCCCAUCCUGUUUCUGAUGGCAUCCUCUGUUUUGUGGAAUGUGUUUAAGCUUUAUAACUCAGCGGCUGCAUGUAUGACAGCUAGGUCUAUAAAAUAUACUACAGGAAGCCUGUGGUUUAAACACUUUCCUUGCACUAAGUAAUCCCUUAUCUCAGUGCAUACUGGAGAAAACCUAGUAAUGAGAAAUGUAUCUAGAAUGUUUCGUUUUCACAAUACUCAUAUAACUUUGUCUUUUGAAUGCAAUCUUUGCAAUUUGUGACUUAAUGCAGGGCUUGACAAAUUUGCUUGGAAUCUAGGAGCCAGGUUUUUCAAUGUCAAAAAUACAAUUCUAAAAGGGACACUAUAGUCAACAGAACCACUACAGCUCAAUAUGGUUGUUCUGGUGUCAAUAGCCUGUCCCUGCACACUUUUCAUUGUAAACCCUGCCUUUUAAAAUACAGUGUUUACAUUGUAUCCUAGUAACACUUGUAGUGACAGUCACUCAGAUGGCAUCUAGAGGUGCAUCCUGGGUCAGUGCUGCUGCACCUAGGUUCAGCGUCUCCACACUCGGUCUAGAGGUGGUGAACGUUCCCCAUAGAGAUGCAUUGAGUUAAUGCAUCUCUAUGAGGAGAUGCUGAUUGGUGCAGUGCGGCAUGGGGAAGGAAGGCUAGUAAAAAACCCUUUCCCAUGUGAUUCAUGGUGGACGGGUCACCUAAACAGAAACACUCACUGACAGACACACACUCAAUCACCGUCGCUGCAACAAUCACACACAUUUUGUCAUACACAUUCAUGAGACCACCCAACCUCCCUACAUUUUGGACAGCUGCAGUGGUUCGGCUUUCCCUGGGAUCCAUUGGGGCUUCUGAAAUUUCACUGCUCUGCUCUCUAGAGCACUGUUUAGCGAUGCCGAGGCCAGAAUAACUUCUUAUUCCGGCUCCUGGUAUCAAUUGAGGGCGCACAAGGGAGCAGAGCAGGGAGGUUACAGCUCCCUCGCGUGCCUGCCCUUCUGUCUCAAUCUUUCAGGAGUCUCCCGCCUGUGCUUACACCCAUGUCUCCCUCAGCAGGCCGACUGCCCGCAUGCCCAUGCUCUUCAUGAGGCCAACAAAUCACAGGCGUCAGGUCAAAAAUCCUAGUUCCCAUGGUAACCUGGUGCCUAGGAUUUGUUGUGUCCUGACUUAAAGGAAUGCUAUUGUUUUAAAUAGAAACCUGUAUUUCUAAUGCUAUAGUUGCCCUGUCCCUAGUUGGUUCCAGCCCACCUACUUUCCAAUAAAAUCAAUAUAAAUUUAAUAAACGUUUGGGGACUUGAUAUGCUUGCACUGUGAGCGCAUUCAUGCUUCGCUAUAGAAAAGCAUUGUAUUAAGUGCUUUCCUAUGGACUUCCAUGUCAUGUGACAGUUUAUUGCUGUGGAAACGCCUCUAAUUGCUAUCAAGACAUCCACAAAAGAUGGAAUGUGAUGUAAACAUUGCAGUUUUCAAAAAAAUAAAAAAAAUUGCAAUGUUUUACAUUGCAGGAUUAAAGGGACACAGCCACUGCACCCAGACCACAUCAUUGAGAUCAAAUGGUCUGAAUUACGUUAGUGUCCAUUUAACUCGGUGUACAUAGAUUGUCUAGGAAUGCUCUAACUUUGUAAAAAGGCCAGGAUAGUCUCCUCUCUGCAGCCACUCUGUCUUCUGCGAAAUAAUCCAUCACGGUUAUCUAUGUCUAAUACAAUGUUUCUAAUAGAAAAUCAUAGAGGACAUGGAGCGCAUGCACAAUAAUUGCUGCACUCAGAGAGAAGCAUUUCUGUAUUUAUCAUCAUGCUUUGCGUGACGAUGGACACAUUGGCCUUUGUAAAUUGAUGUGUAUCCAGUGCCUUUAAGAUGGCUAGCUGCUAGAGGCAUGUUUUAGGUAAAAUGUAAACGUUGCCAUUUUUCUGAUAAAAGGGGCAGUAUCUGCACCAUAAACACUGUUAAGAUGUAGGACGUUUGGCGUUUUCAUUGUCCCUUCAAUAGUUGAGCAAGGUUCUUUUCUUCUGUAAGAGUUUGAAAUAUUUUGUUUUUUAUGAAAACAGUGUGUGUUUUGGUGUUUGAAUAUAUAUUACUGGUUUAUUUAACUAAAGCCAUGGAUGUAAAUACAGUUAAUGAGUUAAACUGUUAAUGAGAUAAACAUUUAGGAUAGAAGUUGUUUUGGACAGGUUAAUCAAUAAAGUCCGUUGGAAUCCUCUGUCCAAAAAACAAGCCAGAGGCAGGAAAUUUUAUUUCCUGUUUAUAUGGCUAAGAAUAAGUUAUGCUGCUUGGAGCUGGCUGGAAAAAGGAAGGUGUAAACAGAAAUUUCAACUAGAGCUUGCACAUUUAGAAACGUCUACUUUAAAAAAAAUAAAAAAAAUAAAAAUAAUUUUAAUUAAAAGAACUUUGGGUCUUAAUAUUCUCUAGUCCCUAAACAGCCCGUGAGUUUAUUCAUUAAACAAACUAACAUUUGUUAGAAAGCUUGAUGAAAGUAUUUUUAUAUGGAGGUAAGCAGAACCUCUUUACAUAGAGAUUUAUUUAAAAUUUCUCCUUACUUUACAACAUUCAAUUUGUCAGGAUUUUCAUUGUCAUAAUAAAGCUUAAGGGGCAUGUGUGUAUAUGUGCGUAUAAUUGUUGAAUAAUGAAUGAUUGACAAUGAGCUAAGGUGGCGUUCCCCAGUUGCAAGAUAAUGGUUCUGUAUAUUUUAUUUUUCACACUCCACGAAUACAUCUUUGUUAAAUGCAGGAGGGGAUUCAUAAGCAUAAUAUUAAACUUUCUGGGACAUUAUAGUUGCCCUUUAAGAAAGUAGAAACUGCCACUUGAUUAAAAGGGUAGCUAGCAUUUUAGGAAGCAUUGCUGACCAGUUUCUUUAAUCUGAUCAGCCUUGUCUACAAUUUUGUAACCGUUAAAAGUCCCUAAAGUGGCAAGUGCCAGGUGGAGUUAUACCAGUUGCAAAGGCAUUAUCUUAAUUUCCCUGCCCAGUUACCAACACAUUCUGUCUUAUGCAACUUUAAUGCCAUUUCCCAGUGGCUCAUUUUAAAAGGUGUGUGUGUGUGUGUGUGUGCGCACAUUUAAUUUUAUUUAGAAUUUACAUAAUAUCAUGAUUUGCAUAUAAAUUGGACAGUUUUGCUAUAUUCUUCGGAAUUCUUAUUUUCUUUCUGAAGUGCAGCACAUGAAGUGUUAAUAUAAAAUAAAUAAGUUCACUAAUGAGAAAUCCCAAACUGCUUUGAUAAGUUUACAGGCUUCCCUCUUGCAGCCUAUAAAUAUUUCAAGACAGCAUUUUUCAUGUGCUGCCCUUCUGUGCCGUAUAACAUGACUUAUGACUAGGAGAACAAAAGAUUUGACAAUCAUAUUUGCAAAAUGUGCCUAUGUAAACCCCAAACCAAAGACGGUCAAUGAGUAGAUCAUAUUGUUUUUAUUACGUGUCUCUCCAAAGACUCCACAUCUCAGUUCAGCUAUUUUGACCAAACCAUUGCAAUUCUAUUUUGAAUUCCGUACAACUGUGUUUACUGAAUUACUCCAAAAUCAUUAUUCAGUAAAUUCCAUUUUAUAGUGAAUUGGAAUCUGGAUUGCAAAAUUGAGGCCGGGGUAUCUGAUCUGAAAAGAUUCUCCAGUACAGCUAUAAACACGGCUUAGUUAUUUUGGUUUUUCCAUUCAGACUUUAGUUCAAUGCAAGUCUGAAUUCAAGAUGGCUUGAAACCUAGCUCACCUGGAGAUAUUUAGCUGUUUUUACUCUUUUUUUUGGUCUUACUGUCACACUUCCUUGCUAAAUUCUCAAAAGGUCAUCAUUAACAAAUUAUCCUGCCUGAAUUUUUUUCAGUUUGCAAAUUUUGUGGUAGCCCAGGGGUUAAUAAAUAAAAAAAAUGACUUGUAAUAAAUUUGCAGGUGACUUUAAUAUAGUGGUGGUGGUGGUGGUGUUUUUUUUUUUUUUGGUAUGUGUGUUUAUUCAUUUUUGUAGAAAUGCUUCUAUGUGUUGGUUUCAGUAACAAAGAAAAUCAAUAUUUGAAAUGGACGGUGUAGAAUUGUCAAUGUUAUGCAAUAUAGCAUGUGCUAAAUAAAUAUUCACCUCUCAUGAUAUAGUGGGAAAAAACAAAAAAUGUGCCCACGAAAACGGUGUAUUUUGAUGAAAGUAAAGCUUUUUUUUUUUUUUGUAUCAGUGAUAAAACCAGUGAUGUACCGUAAUAUGCAUAUUGUUAUUGAGUUCUAAGCAGUGUUUUAGUGAGUGAAUCUACUGAGGGUCCUGUGUGAGUAAAUUAAUGCAUAGCACACCCAAUGACACUUUGCGUUUUGAACCAAGGUGUUACGAUGCCCAUGCACUCCAUACGCAUUCAUCCUAGACAAGUUAGUUGAAAACAAUUGGAUUGUUUAACGUUUCUUUCAAAUUCCAUAUAAAUCAAAGAAAUGUGUUCAUUAUUAUUUUAUGCACCUAGCAUCAUAUAAUUGCAGUUUGUUGGUGCAAAGUGUGUUGGUUUGCUCUAUCUAGUUGCCAUCUUAAGGAUUUUAUUUCUCUUCAAACCAUGUUUGGUAAUUAAAAUCAGUGUACCUUUUUAUUUUUUUUAUUUUUUUAUUUUUUUAAUAAAUACAUAAAUUCCCUCCCGUAUGAUUCAUAUUGCAUUUGGGAUGUCUUCGGUGGAUGCUUUUAUCCGGAUGUGUCUCUGGAGCCUUUGUGCGUGUCUCUAUGGUAUUUCCCAGCUUGCUCAGGUGUAAUCAAUGUAUGUGUGCAUUCUCGGAGAUAUUGAGUGCUUGUAGGAUUAUUUGGUGCAAAAGAGACCUAAUUAGACAGAGGGGAUACAUUGUCUUGGGUAAUUAAACCUGGAACUUGAUUGAAUUAUUAGUUUUUAUUUGGUGUUAUGGUGGUAUGUAUGGGGGGAAAAUGGCUUAAGAAAGGGAUUUAUUUUCUAAUCACAUCUUAGACAUUCUAAUGUAUGGUGGGUUAGACGACAUUUUGACUAUUUUAUUUUUUAUUGCUGGAUGUUUCCUUGUUUUACCUGUCGAGUAGUGCAUUAGAUUGUAUCUAAUCAUGCUUACAGAAUUGGUGCUAUGCUGACAUUUUAGCAGUGUAUUGUCAGAGUUCAAUACCCGGGACACAGAUGCAGUAUUGCACUGUUGCCAUUUGUUACCUCUGUCUGUAAGUUGCACGUUUGCUGUGUUGCAAAGAGAACGCUGAGAGAGUAGACUUUGUUGACAGGAUUGGCUCGUAUCGUGCUAGUAGAUGAUAGGAACAAAGUGAUAUUGGGGAGAGACAUAUCAAAGUGUCCUACAAAAUAAAAAUGCUGAAAAAAUGUAAAAUGGAAGGAGUCCCCAAUGGAAUGUGCCUGCAGUUUGCAUGGUAAUUGCCCCAAUGUAAAGUACUUUAGAACAGUUUGAUAAAUCUCUGCAUUAGCUCUUCAAUUAAUGCACUACAAUAUGCAACGGGUUUAGCAAAGACACAAAUUAACACCCCGAUAACUCUCUCGUUUUCUAUAUGUAUAACCACCUUUGUUCCAACAUUGAGGAGGAGGUAACAUCAAAAGAAAAGUGUGAAAAAAAACAAAACAAUUGGAGCUAUGCAGGCCUACCUUUGUGAAUUAGCGCAAUCACCGUAGAAACCAGUUGCUAAUGUAGCUUAUAUAGGUUUCUGCUUCACUUUUCGAACCCUGCCAAUGAGGUGCUAAGCAAUAUUUUCUUAGAGAAAAACACAAAUCUAUUGAGGUCUUAAAGGAACUCUCCACUCUCCUGUCUGCUGCCUUUGCAAACCCUCCUGUUCUGACCCUGCCCAGAAUUUGUUGCUGUCCAAUCGCAGACUGCCCAGUUCAGUUCAAUGAGAAUUCUUUGCAAGGCAGGUGCUCUGAGCAAUAUCUGCCUCUUGAGUUUUGCUCCCCUGAGAACCAAACCCGUAAAUAACAGGACAGAUUGUCUGUUUAAAACUAUGGGUGUAGCCAGUUUAAUUGAGAAUCAUGCCAAUUUCUAUUGUAAUCUCCACAUUUUGCAAAAUGGAAAACAAAAUACGACACUCUAAACACAAAGCUUUUCAGCAGCAAAAGUGCAUAAGGCGUCUGGAGUGUGCCUUUCAAAGCUAACAUCAUGGAGGAUACCUGAGAUAAUUGAGUUUGGCCAGUUAAUUGAAAUGGUUUUCUUUUCAGUAUAAAUUGACUACAGCUGAAAUAGUUUUUUGUUUUUUUUUAAUAUUUAAUAAGCCUAAUGCAUUCUAAGUGCAGAGCACUUUAGUGGUUAGGGUCACACAAAUAUACCGGUAUGUUGUCUGUAUAUAAUGAUUUGUGCAUUCAGGCAUUGAAUCCUGUAAUGCAUGACAGGGACUCCAAUCCCAAGACAAUACUGGGUCCCCUCAUACACCAGAUUAGUGGACAGAUCCAGAUAGGUAAAAAAAGAUGGAGACAGGAAGAGUUACGAGACAAAUAUUCAGAUAUUUAUGCAGUAUCGAUCAAGGAUGUUAUCAGGGUCUUCAUUUAUUUUGCCGUUUUGGGUGCUUGUGUUGUGGAUAAUGUUUAUUAUAGGAACACACCAAACACCAUAACCACUGCAUCACUCCCACAAUUGUAAGUAUAAUACUUUCAGGGCUGUUAUUCACUACAAUGACUAUUCAAAGUUGACUUUCAAAUUUUAAGUUUAAUGUAACCAAACUGGAAAAACCCUCGAAAGUCAACUACAAUGUGCUUCCAGUUUAGCAAUUUGGCCAUAAAAGUGAAAUUCAUUUUUAAUUCUCACUUGAGUAAAUAACUCUGUUAGAUGUCUUUCUCUGGUAACUGCUACCUUCCUCCACUACUGCAGACAGAGAGCCAGAAGGUACUAAAAAGAAGACAGGGGGCGGCUGUAUGGGGUAUGGUGGUUGGUGCGUUCCUUUAAAUAUUCAGCAUCCAGUUGCAGUCAGUAAGAGCAAUUAAACAUUCUCUGAAGUUGGUAGCAAUGUAGGACAUGCAAGGCCUUUGGCAGCUAGAAGUUGGCACAACAUAUAUUUUCGCUUCCUGUAAUUGUAAAAGCUGGAUUUGCUUGGUUUGCCUAUGAGAAUUGUUCGUUUUGAACAUUGUAGCAGUGGUUGUCAGUAAUGAUGCAACCAAUUGUAGGAAGCCAGAUUUACAUCUGAUUAAUCUAUUAUAUUGGCAUGCUAACACGUAAAGGAAAACUGAUCACUUUGCAUUAAAACUGAUCACUUUGCAUUAAAUAUCUAUUUUCAAAACUUAUCCUUGCCAACCUUAAUUCUGUGUGGUAGGCUUUCUUUAAGUCCCCUUUUACUAAAAAGCGCAGCUUAUCCAUCCAAAUACUACUCCUGUUAUUAAGAGCUAGUUGGUGUUCAAAAACACUGAAAUAAUGACAGGGCAUCUAAAAAAUAUAAUCUGGAUGUUUCAGACUUUCAUAUUGUGCUUGGUGUUAGCAGGUGAAGCUGUUUUUCUGACUAAAGAUGGCUGGCCGCACUGCAAGUGUAAGGAAAUUGCAUAGGAAGAGUUAAAGGGACACUCCAGGCACCCAGACCACUUCUGCCCAUUGGAGUGGUCUGGGUGCCAACUCCCACUACCCUUAACUCUGCAAGUGUAAUUAUUGCAGUUUUCAUAAACUGCACUAUUUACCUUGCAGGGUUAACUCCUCCUCUAGUGGCUGUCUACUAGAGGGCACUUCCGUGUUUAUAGCACAUGAAAAGUGUGCUAUAGCGUUGCUGGACGUCCUCACGCAUCGCUGAAAUCCCCAUAUGAAUUGCCACGCAUGCGUAUUAGGUCUCCCCCUGCCGGGGCCGCGCAUGCUCAGUAGGUCUCCCCCGCCAGAUGAUGUCGGAGGGGGAGGGGCGGACCCGGACCCAGCGCCGAAGGACAUUGGCGCUGGAUACAGGUAAGUCACUGAAGGGGUUUUAACCCCCUCAGCAAUUUGGGAUGAGGGGUGGGAGGGAGAGAGUUAACCUGUUUCUCUAAACAAACAGAGCUGAGUUUAAUAUUCAUUGGGUGGGAGUUGUGAGGACUUUCAGCCACUCUGCGCUUGUCUUAAACAGGUCACUAGUGCAGUAAUGGCUGCCAAGUAUCUAGUGGAAAAAUUCUGUGUAUGCAACUAUUUGUUGCAUGUACCAUGUGUUUUUUUUCCUGGACUUUGCUCACCAAAUAAUGGAAAUAAAAAUUAAAUAAAGAAUUUUAAAAUAAUACGUUCUACAGCUUUUAGUUGGCUAUAAAAUGAAAAUCACAGUGAGAAGCACGCAAGCGCCUCUAGCGGCUGUCAACGAGACAGCCACUAGAGGCUGGAUUAACCCUAAUAUAAACAUAGCAGUUUCUCUGAAACUGCUAUGUUUAUAGAAAAAAAGGUUAAACCUAGCUGGACCAGGCACCCAGACCACUUCAUUAAGCUGAAGUGGUCUGGGUGCCUAUAGUGGUCCUUUAAGUAGAAAUAAAAAGAUAAAUGUACGUACAUUUAUAUAUUUUUUAAAACACCCUCCUUUUCGAAAAAAAUAUUCUUUAAUUGCGUGAAAACUGGUGGGCGGUAAGGAAAUUUUUUCAACCAAAAAGAUGCAUUAGUGGGCAGUAGGUAGAAAAAGGUUGACUACCACUGGUCUAGCUAUACCAAUUCAUACCAACAGUGGGAACUGUGAUUGGCUGAAAGCGGUCAGCAGACACACUCAACCAAUCACAACCACCUAUUGCUGCUUAGGCUAAUGCAUCUUCAGCCCAAAUCGCACAGAUGGAAAAGAGCUGCUGGGGACGCUUUUAGUGUUAAACUAUUAAAAGCAGUAUAAUACUAUACUACACUAUAACCACUUCAGUUAAACAAAGCAGUUAGAGUCACCCUUUAUUGCUUGAUGAGAUGCAGACAUGUCCUUAUAAUUUCCCUCAGUAGCUGAUGUAUGUUUUGUCUGUUCAGUUACAUUGUCUCUUGUUUGGAGGAUGGUUGUAAAAUACAGUGGUUUCAUAUAUUAUUUUCACAGGAUUUUCAAAAAAAACAAAAAAGGGGGGGUGCGGGGGGGAACAGUUGAAAAGAGAACCAGCAACCAGUUUUAAUCUUGUUCUUGUUUUUUUGUAGUUAAUUAUUUUAGCAUUGUAUUUCCUUUGGGGGGGGAAAAAAAUAUAUUUUAAAUUGUGUUUUCUGUCUACAUUUUCAUGUUUUUUUUGUGUUAACUUAUUUCUGCUAAUCAUUUUAUUUUUUAUUCUUGCUCUAUGUAGUUUUAUAUUCUCCCUUUUUGUUUUAUCCUAUAUCAUGGGCAACAGACAAAAUAAGCAGGUGUAGAAAAUCAAAUUUAACACUUCAUGCAAUUUUAUUGAUUUUUUUUUUUUUCAAUUUUAAUUUGUUUAGUUUCGAUGCUGCUGACAUUGUACCAUAAACCAGUAAAACGGAUAUAGAUUUUCCUUAAAUUUGAACUUUCAUGUUGCUAUUUGAGGUUUUAUGAUGCGUUUAGCUUGCUAAAGGAACAUUGAUAGUUACAUGGUUUUGUCAGACAACUAUUUAAAUGUGUUAAAAUCAGUUGUCUUUGGCCAACUGAACAUAUUAAUGUGAAUCACAUAUUAGAGUAAUAUUCGCCCCUCAUGCAAAUGGCUUAUUUUCUUAUGAUUCUCUCAGCAUAACUAUGUUAAGUCAUGUUCAAUUUCCUGGUAAAUUAUAACAGUAGUUUUUCUAGAAUAGGUAUCAUGGGAAAGGUGAUUUGCAUGAAAUGCCCUUCUUGUGCCAUUUUAAGACAUAGCUUAUCAGUGAAACUAUAUUAUAUUAAUUUAACCUUCAAGUAUAUAAGCACAGAACCAAAUAUACAAAUAAACGUGAACGUUCUUUAUUUGCUGAAUUCAGAAAUACUCCACAAUUGUGACUAUCGUAGGCUUAUUUUGCUCAAAUGGACAUCAUCUUUUCAAUGAUUCUGUUUAUACUUUAAAAGGAAGAAUAUCUCUUAAAAUGAUUUUGUGAAAUCAAGAAUGUGCUCCUAUAAUGAACUACUAGCACCUUUGUGUUUUUUUUUUUUUUUUUUGUGUAUUGACUUUUUUGUUUUUGGCUCCUAAUUAGUUGGUUUGGCUUCUAAUUUCUUUGUAUGAAUUAGUCUAGCUCCAAAGAAUGUAGACCGUGGGGGUAUUGGUCAUAUUCAUUUUAGAUUUAUUAUAACAUCGUUUGUGGUUGUUCUGCAUAACGUUUUGCUCUGUGUUUUGUUUAAUACUGAAUACUCGGUCACUUCUCUGUAAAGUACACUAUUAAAUAAAAACAUUAUAAUUCACCUAUAACUUUUUUUUUUUUUUUCAUGUGGUUAUUUUCUUUUUAAAUGUAUAUUAAAUAUUUAGGAAGUAAUAUCACUAUGCGAUUCAGUUUGGGCAUAAUCCGUGCAAAUGAGGAGGAGAACAGAAUCUUUGUUACUCUUUCUCCUCUUCUAUUAAUUAUGUUGAGAGGCAGAAAAGGGAAAAAUGUAUAAAAAUAACUGAUUGGGAGCAAAUACGGAAGGCACCCGGCUCUAAGAUAGAUGUGUGGAUGUCUUCGUUUUUCAUCCAGAUAUCCUAAGAACAUAAUAAAUGUGAUGAACUGGGUAUUAUAAAUCCCGAGGUGUUACAGUCGUUCUUUAAAUGUAACUGCUUGUCUCUCCAUUAAACAGUUCUGCUACCUCCACCUUUUCUAGACGUGUUAAUAAGAAACCAUGCGUAUUCAAUAUGCACCUUGUCCAACUGCAUGUGCUGCUGAGUUUGUCUGCUCCUUAUUAAACAAUAAAUGUCAAAGGUUUGCUUCCACCAAAGUGAUUGCUUCCUUUUCCUGUUUGUCAUACUUCCUGGGAAAUCUCCUUACAAAUUGCACAACUAGAGACGGAGAGAAUGCAUUCCAGAACAUUGGGCCAAUCAGCAUUUUGUGUGGGUAGAAAUGCAACUAACCCAUAACAGCAUAUUUAAAUAUUUAGGAGGCUCUGAUUUCUAGAGGUAGGAAUCCGAAAGUCCCUCUAAGUCUUAGACAUCUGGUAGACAGGUCGAUGUUCUUAUUGAGGAAUAAUCAAUUAUGUCAUGCCAUAAGUCAAGGAUCCCUGUAACAAAUCAAGAUUUUAUGGUACUCCUGCAAUGAUUUCAUCAUAAUGAGAUUUAGUUUUAAGAACAUUAAAAAUAAAUCGUCUACUUUAAUUUAAAGUAAAAUAAGCUGAAACAAUUGUUUCCAUAUCCCUUGUUUGAUGUGGUAUAUUUUGAUUGCCAAUAGGUAAUUUAUUUUAAAUAAAAUAAAGUAAAGAAAAAUAUAUGCAUGAGUGUGUUUAAAGGCACAGUUCUUAAAACUGGAAUAUGUAUAAAAUGCUUCCUGAAAAGAGACAGAAUAGAAUUUGAUGAAAAUAAUUUUUUGAUGCCCCAUUAAUUCCUUUUUGCACAAUUAUUUUUGUUUGCAUCUUUAUAAUGCAUUAAAAGAUGAAUCAGUUACAGCGGGAGUGACCCUUAAAGGGACACUCCAGUGCCAGGAAAACACUCCCCUCUCCCUCCCACCCCCCAUCCCAGGUUGCUGAAGGGGUUUAAACCCCUUCAGUGACUUACUGGAGUCCAGCACCGAUGUCCCUUCGGCGCUGGUCCAGGGUCCGCCCACACUCCUCCCCCGCCAACGUCAUCCGGCAGGGGAGACCGAUUGCGCAUGCGCGGCCGCCGACGGGGUGAGACCACAUGCGCGGCAAUGCCGCACACGCGCAUUCAACCUCCCCAUAGGAAAGCAUUGAAAAAUGCUUUCAAUGCUUCCCCAUGGGGAUUUUAGAAAGCUUGAGGUCCUCACAUAGCGUGAGGACGUCCAGUGACGCUAUAGCACAGAAAAUCUGUGCUAGAAACCCGGAACUGCCCUCUAGACAGCCACUAGAGGAGGAGUUAACCCUGCAAGGUAAAUAUUACAGUUUAUGAAAAGUGCAAUAUUUACAGUUGCAGUGUUAAGGGUUAUGGGAGUUGGCACCCAGACCACUCCAAUGGGCCACUCCUUGUGCCUUUUAAAGGAACACUGUAGGUGUCCUCCCCAAAAUCCUUUUAUUUAACUGAUUAGAAGGCUUGGAAGCGUGGCUUCAAGCCCCGACUCCAACCCCUCUGUGUAUGGGUAUGAGAGCACACAUGCGCAAUGCCGUCACGGUGGGCCAAAGAGAAUCAUUGACCACAAUGAUUCUAUAUGAAGGAAUCUUAGUAGUGUUGUGGCAAAUGCCAUGCAUGUCCCUACAUUCCCCAGUCAUCCUCUAUGAGGAACAUUGGAUUGGCCUGUCAUCCAGGAGGCACACCAUCAGCCUCCUGGACACCGCAACCUGAGGAGGAGAAAAGGUGAGUAAUUUAGGUAUUUUAAAUUCUUUCAGACUUUUUGGGUAUCUUGGUUAGGAUAAGAUUAUAGGAAUUAUAUCUGGAUCCUAUAGUGUACCUACUCGCAUAAAGGUGCACUCCAUACACCUAAAGCAACUCCCCCCCCAUAUACCCUGAAGGAAAAAAUGCAGAAAACAAAUGCAUGUAUUUUUCUAUGGGGGUAUAUUUACUAAAUUGUUAGAAUAAAUCACUGCAGUGUUACCUUAAUGUAAGGAAACAUUGCAGCAAAGAAAGAUGUAGAAAAUGGCAUAUUUUCCUUGCAUGAAUAGACAGUCUUUUUAUUUAUUGCUGUUAUAGAAUAAUGUAAAUUGCAAUGGCGGAGGAGCCACUUUCAUUAUUGCACAUCAGCUAGAAUCUGAAAGUGCAGUGGUCUCUUAUCUGCAAUGGAAUCAUGAUUGUGCUUUUUUGCAGCGUAAAGGAAUGCUAUAGUGUUGGGAAUACAAAGCGAGGUGCCUGUAAUGUCCCUUUAAGGGUUAAUGAUUGAUUAAUACUGUAUAUUCUUGUGACCCUUUUUGGGGGAAUACUCUCUAAGCAGCAAUGGCUGUAAUAUAUUACAUUAAAAUGUUUAGUGGAUUUUAUAAUGCAUUAUCCACAGAAACCAAAGGAAGUCACUUAUGGAGAGAGCACACAUUUAACUUUCUCGCCUUCUGCUAAAAUGAACCAUAGACAAGUAAAGCACUCCCGAGUACAGCUGCAUGCAUGUGUGUAUUGGGUUACUGUAACAAAUCAGUUUAAAACCCGUGAGGGUUUAGCUACUGACCAGCUCCUGUCAGCAGAAGACAAAAUUGUAUUAACAGCAAGCCUUUAACAUUGGUAGCAGGCAGUCAUGUAUGGUGCUUGUCAAUGCAAUCCACUUAGGUGCUAUAAACCUCUAGUCAGCUCAAGAACUUGGGGGUGUGGUCACAGUGGUUCUUUAAGACAACCCAGAAUCUUCCUGGAAUGAUUCUGGAAUGGCACCAUUCUGGUCCUUGCUUUUACAACACAGGACUUUCUUGUCCAAGUCUCUUUAAAGCCAUAAAGAGUGCAGAUUAAAGGGAAACUGUUGUGCUUGGAAUACGUUUUGUCUCUUUCCUGAUCCAAAUGCCGAUGGUGGGGGAUAAAAAAUGCUCAUGCACAGCGAGCGCUGUGAUCAGUUAGGCCUUUACCAUAGGAAAGCAUUGAAUCAAUGCUUUCCUAUGUGGCUUUAGCUGACGCAAAGCGUGAGGAUGUCCAGUGUCAGUAGACCAAAAGUUCCCUAAGGACUCGAAAGCACCUCUCGUGGCUGUCUGGUAGACAGACACUAGAGGUGGAGUUUACCCUGUAAUGUAAUUAUUGCUGUUUCUCAAUAACUGCAAUAAUUACAAUUACAGGGUUAAGAGGACAGGGCCACAGCACCCAGAUCACUUUAAUGAGAUGAAGUGCGCUGGGUGCCUAUAGUGUCCCUUUAAAUGUAGCACCAUUUGUUUAUUGACAUGUAAGAAGUAGUGUUCUGCUAACAAAACAUUUUUUUUCUAGUGUUCUAACAUCUUAUUAUAUAUUAAGUAAUCAUCUCUUUAAAAUGUUUAGUCUGAUUGCAAUAGGAGUGAAACCAUUUUCACCAAUUGUUACACUUCAAACCCAAUGAAUUAUUUUUUAAAAAAAUUUUUUUAAAUGUAGUGUUAUGUGAUAGGUGUGCCUCCCUUGCAGCGUUCACCCACAGUGAGUGUGUGUAUUUUUGGGUUUGUGUAGAGGGGAUGUAGUUGAGGAAAUACUUGAUGCACAGGUCUGUACUAUGGUAUAAUGACCGGGAAAGAGAGGAAACCAGAAAAAAAUUCUCCAUGUGCAGCUGCUGCAUAGGAAGCAAACAGGAUGCCGACACGUUUUACCAGGAAGUGGCUGUGUCUAACUUUAAAAUGAAUUGAACACUAGUGAUGGCAUGCGAAGUGUUCAGGCUGACAAUUAUUUGUAGAAUGGCGAAACCACAUCAGUAUGUUCCAAUCAUUUGUGUAGAUCUAGAUGUGUCCCUUGUAUAUGUUCAAUUUACUUAUGUGGAUAUAUGUAUAUAUAUAUAUAUAUAUAUAUAUAUAUCUCGUAAUGUGUAAGUACAGUGCAAGGCAUGUGGAUAAUUUUAAGCAGCCCUUCAUCAUGCUGUGGUUAUGGUGCGAGGAGUGUUCUGGCACAAGCUUCCUACCCUUCAGUUAGCUCACCUGAGCUAAGGCCUCAUUGGCUGAGCGCGUCAGCUGAUCGCUUUGUCAGUGAGCUAAGCAUUGCACGGCAGGACUUGGCUCAGGCAGGUAGCUUCUGGUUCUAUUUGAGACUGUAGUGGAUGCAGGUAGCAGCAACUAAUGGACCAGAGUAAGAUGUCAAACUUUCACAAAACAAUCUUACUACUUGUGAUGAAUGAGUGGCUAUACUAUUGGCACCAUAACCACUACAGCGCUUUGUGUUCCUUUAACUAUUAUAAUGCUGGACUUGGGGAAUUUGAUUCCUAAAUCAAGCUGAAACCUUUUAUGUUUCCACUGUGUAGAUCACUGGUAAUGAAUACCUCUCCAGCUUCUCUGCUUCAGACUGUAUCCAGGGAUGGGGUGAUUGAUUGGCGUUAAACUUUUUAUCUGUGUUAGAGUAUUUUCUAAGUCUGUGCAGAUUUACAGCAUUUUAUUUAAGCUAAGGAUGAGCACUAAGGAGCACACAUUCCUACAAGUGCUCCACAAACAUGUUUGUCACACGCUUAACAAUAAAACUUCACCCCUCCUUCGAUUUCAAUGUUGUAUACCAUAGCAGGGUGUGCCUGAAAUGUACAUGUCAUCUAUUGACAUUUAAAGAGUAGAAUGGCCAGACUGUUCAGCCACACCCACGACAUGAGGAAAUUAAGAUCAGAAAAUGUUUUCUCAUAAUUGUAUUAUUGGUGUAGGAGACGCAUCAGAGGGCAUAUAAAGCGUAAGUCUAAUGUUAAAAAAAAAAAAAAAAAAAAAUCACAGGUAACUAAGGGCCCAUGACGCUAUGAAUUCUGACACAAAUAAAGAAAAGCGUGCACGUGUUCAUUGAUAUCUUGUAGCUGCAGAAAAAAAUCCCCUGUUGACUUUCCCUUUUAAAAGUUAAGUAUAGCUGGUUGAAAAAGGACUGUAAUAAAUAUUUAAAGUUUACUGUCAAAUUGCGUGAGCACUUCAGAGUAUUCUUUUUGUAAGGGAUUAAAGGAACACUAUAGCGUUAGAUAUACAAAGAGUACCAUAGUUAACUUGCGUGUUCUCCCUUUCAGCGCCCGUCUGUGCUGGGGAGCUUCGAUAAAGAAAGCACUGGGAGGCUAGUGCAAAGUGUAUGUACGGCAUAUACCACAGCCAUCAUGCUGCAGGGUUAAUACCACUUUAUGAAGAUGAAGUAUUCUGGGUGCCUGUAGUUUCCCUUUAAGAACGAGCGUUGCAGAUAUAAAGCUUUAAUCCUUUCUUGCUCCCUUUAUACGUAGGACACAUUUGCUGGAUAUUUUAAUCUCUAGACAACAAAGUAUUCCCAUUGUUUCAGUUUGCCCCGCAUCAAAUUUGUAAUACCUUCCUGUUUUGUGGAAUUGGCAGCAAAACCUAUUGCAGCAGUUAUGCCACCCUCGCUGGGUGCAUAGUAUAAUGUUUAGACCAAACCUUUUAAAGAGAUGUUCUAAGCACCAUAACCACUGCAGUGGGCUGUAGCCCUUGAUAUCCACCUGUGGGAAAUAGUAAAGCUAUUUUUAAAAAGGUUUGACACUUACCUGGGUUACCCAGGUGACUGAGGACUAGCAUCUAUCCAUCUUAAAGGAACAGUCCACUGCCCAAAUACAAACUUAAUAAAAAUCACUGUUUAGUAGAUAUGACUUUUAAUUAUGCAUUUAUUUUCAUUGGGGGUAAAUCUAAAAACCGCUUGCAAAACCUGCAAAUCUUUUGUCAGCAGCCUUUGCAAACCCUCUCCCUCUAACCCGCCCAGACUUUCUGUUGCUGUCCAAUCACAGACUUCAAUGCAGCUCAAUGAGUAGUCUUUGCAAGGUGGGUGCUGUGGUGCAAUUCAUUUUUAAUGUCCCUCACAAAGUCUUAUUCUAAAAUAUGCAUGUAAAAUCUUCCAUUAAAUUGCUGGAACUUUAAGGUGUCAAUUGACCUGUGCUAAUGUGUUAAACUGGGGAUAAUGUUUUCCCUUUCUAUUUAUCCUAUUAUACUGAGGGCUGCUGGGGAUGGUUGUAUCUCCAUGUCUGCAUUACUGAAAAACUUAAUUUGGAAAUCAAUAGCAGAUGGUACUUUUUUAUACGAUUAUAUCAUCUCAAGUCAUGCUAGAUGGAAUUCUUCGUUCUUUUACUAAUUUAGCUGUGCAUUUCCCAUAUCAACGCCCUCCUACACACUUCCGUGAUGGUGAAAAGACCUUCUGCAAACUGGGAAUAUCUUGUCCAGAGACCUUGUGCUCCUCUCUGUAACAUAGGAAUUGUUGGUGAAAGGAGACACUGCUAGUGCCAGUCCAGGGUUGUUCACUAUGCCAUCCUAGUGUUUUUACUUUGUUUAGAUCUGAAAGUCGAAAUGAAUCGGGUAGCCUGUAAAGCUGGGUUUGAUAGUUCAGUUAUUUAAUUUUUUUUUUUUAAUUGGAAUGUUCCCUAAACUGUAGAUUACUAAGACCGCUUUUUAAAAAUGUUUUUUUUUUUAAAAAACACUGAUGGUGUUUAAAUAAAUUAAACUAUAUUCCAACACCAGGAGAGUAUCCUCACUGCAGCUCUGCGCCUCCUCCUGUGUUGGCAUUAUUACUGAUGCCUUGCAUCCAUUAUUAUUGUUAUUAUUAGUAUGUAUAUAGAGCCCACUAAUUCCGCAGCGCUUUACAAUAUUAUGAAAGCGGGGGACAUUUACAAUACAUGGAUGAGGGCCCUGCUGAAACGAGCUUACAGUCUAAAGGGGGUGGGGUACAAAUACACAACAGGGCAGCAAGGUUUUCAACCACCAAACAAGGUGGAAAAGUAUCAGAGCUGGAGGUGAGAGUGGAAUGUGACUCUUAAGGAGAGCAAGAGACAGAUGUUUCUCAUAGUGAAGCAUUGGCACUCACCAGCAAUGCAUUGCAUAGAGAAGCACUCACUCCUGCCUUGAACUAUAGCUCAAAGAAAGUAAGUAGGGCAACCAUUCCGGAUGUCUGUGUUACGAAUGGGAUUUAUAAAAGUACUGAUUUCUCUUGAAAUGAGUCUGAGUGUCUAUGGGUGAAACUGUCCAACUUUUGGCAGCUUUGCUAGUAAAACCCGUUCCCAGUGCUAGUUGGCAUCCAGGCUCCGACAGGUUUGCACUUGAUAAGCAGUGCAGCUGAGGAGAGCCCCAAUUUUGUCAAAGGAGCACUCAUAAACUUGUUGUACUAUAACCACUUAAAUAGCUGUAGUGGUUAUGGUGCUCAGAGUGCACAUUUUUUCUUUUUCAAUUCUUUGUUUAAAGGACCACAAAAACAAUGACGCUUAAAUCAAUGGCAAAGUGUACGAUCAGCCGUCCCAUCCAGUUUUAGCAGGAAGAGAAAAUAAAUGUAAGAAACAAAAACCAGAUAGAUCACAGUAAGAAUUUAGAUACCUGCACGCCAUUGAUUAUAUAUGCCGACAACAAUAACUUGAACCUUUCUUUGCUCAUAUAACAAGGUAUCAAAGAUAUUUCGCAUCAUACGGAUGUGGAGAGUGCAUCUUUAAUGUUUGAGCUCCCAGAUAUUCAGUGCAAUAUGCUGUAUUAGCUGUUACAUUUAUACUGCUGUGAUUUAAAUGUAAAUGUUUUGUAAAUUCCCCCCCCCCCCGUGAUAAGUGAAUAUUUCCAUAAGUGCAGUGGUCUGUAUAGCGUCUGCACUGGGUAUAAUGAUAUGUGUGUGUAUAAGCCAUUUCAGGCAAUUUUCUAAUGUGUGUCUGUUUCAUAUCCAUAGCAAAACCGUUUACAAAUCUGCUAAAAGGAAUGCAGCUUCAUAGGGAAGACUUUGAAAUCAUAAAAGUUAUCGGAAGGGGGGCGUUUGGAGAGGUAAGAGGCAUUAUUUCAUUAUCUUUUGUAUUCUAAAACUUUUUUUUUUUUUUUUUGCAUACCAAUAAGUAGUCCUCAAUGUCUGCAUGCAAUUCAUAAUUUAAAGGGAACUUAUCAUGUUUUAAAUUUAUAAGAGCACUCAAGGCCAAAAAAAUAAAUCCAAUCCCUGUGAUGAAUGAAGUCGGACACUAUCUUCCUUUUGAUGGGAUUUUGAAAGCAGCGCGUCAUUUCACAUACUAAUGCUUUUCAGAGUACUUCUCGUGUUGCGUUCUCUGCCAUCACCUGUUCACUAAACAAGCCCAGAUUUAACCUUAAAGAGGAAACGUCUUUUCUUCCUGCACCGCUGAAUAAUGAUUUAAAAUCCCCAUUCUGGACAUUUACUUCUUUUGUAAGGCUGUUAAGGCACAGUUUGGCAUAAUGUAAAUCAGUUGCCUUGCAUGUACUUCAUAGAAGAAAUGUGCAGACGAACAUGCAUUAUGGUAAUAUGGUGGCAGAAUAUAGCACAUAUUGACAAGAUGUUAAUACUGGCACAAGUGCAACAAAGACAUGUGUUUUAUAUGCACUAUGGCUGCAUAUUGCACCUCUUCCAUUGUGUUGAUUGGGGCAAAAGAAUCCAAACUGUCAGCAACUCAAAGUCUUGUUAGUUAUCUAGCACUGCUCAUUGGAUACACAAAUAUCUAUCCAUCCUGUUUUACUUUUACUUCUGUGGUUAGUUGUUAUCUUGUUAAAGUGGCACUGUCAUGCCGAACUUACCUUUCUUUUAUCAAUUCCUCUCCUCUCCCUCUGUCAGGACCUGUUCUUCAUUUUUUUCCUGUCUGCUCUAGUUUUCUUUAAAACAUAAGAUAAAGUAGGGACUACUUUGUUUUAUGUAGGUUUCCUACGCCUGACCAUCUGUGUACUUUGUUUCCGGUGAUCAAAGCAAUUUUCCCACAAGUCUUACCUUUCCUCCGUGAUCUCGCAGCUGCUUAGUAGAUAGCUCCCUAAUUCCCACGGGACCAAUUUAGGUCUUUCAGCCUUUUGGUAGAUAGCUCUCUAAUACCGUGGGAAUUAGGGAGCUAUCUAGUAAGCAGCUGCAAGAUGCAGCCGCAGUAAGAAUAGGAAUUGCGUCCUGCAUAAUAAGCUUGUAAACAUUAUUGAACCAAAAAAGCAAAUAGCACUUGCACUCAGUCACACAUUAGGUGCAGGUAUCUGGGUCACCUCUAAAGACUUAAAAUCAAAUAAUAAAAAAUACCAAAAUGUUAAAGUUAGUUUAUUGAUACAGCAUAGUAAUAUAGGAAAGAAUGCUGAUCUCUCUUCUGUAAAGAUAAGCGUAUAUCACAAUUCAAAUGGGUAGUCCACCAUAGUUAAAGUGCUAAGUGCCAAAUCACCAUAAAUACUAUAACCAUGUACAACUAGUCUAAAGUGCAAACAAUUACAAAUCUACAAUACUGCCUGCCAACAAUCCUAUGCAAAAAGCAGAUUACUUGGUUAAAUAGAGGGCACACAGGUAUCAGUGAUCUGUGAGACACAGUUCUUGAGGUAUGCUCUAAGAGUAUAGUGAUCUGUCCCAAUCCUGAAUAUGUUAUUGUAAAUUAUAGGUUUGUUCUGCACUUUAACUAUGGUCGACUAGCCAUUUGAAUUGUGAUAUACGCUUAUCUUUACAUAGGAGAGAUCAGCAUUCUUUCCUAUAUUACUAUGUUGUGUCAAUAAACUUUUUAAACAAAUUUUCUGUAAGCUUGAGUGCGGUAUCAUUCUGCUAUUUUGAUGUAAACAUUAUUGUUGUCUGUUUCUUUAAGAAAACAGUUUGCCCAAGUACUUGACUCGGUGGCGUAGGAUAGACCGAGACAGACACAUGCAGCUGAUGCCACUCGGGGAAAGCUUGAAAUUGAGCAUUAUAAAUUAGUAAACCAAGCCAUCCAUACUGGGUAAUAACAAGCCUGCAGUUUGAUGAUCUAUGGUUAGCCACACUAAGCACUGCCAUGGUCGAUCUUCUUGGCUGCCUGUAGAAGCACUCGAGGUGGGGGACUCGGAUGAUGCUUUGCUGUUCGUCCGUCUUGAGACCUGGUCUCCCUGACAAUAUUAAUUUGCAAUCCGAUAACCUUUAAUACUCUAGUAUAUACAAGCCUUUUGGAAUAAGAAAAGCGUCUCCGAAGUACAAACAUUUGUGUCACUUGCGGGUUGUGUAGUGACUUAAAGAGCAAACUUAUUUUUUUUUACAAAAAUUGCAGAAUUCACCUGUUUUUUUUUUUGUUUUUUUUUAACGAGCACUUUAAGCAAUUUUAUUACCAUAGCUACUUUUUCUCUCGAAUACGUUUCCGAAUGCUUACCUUGUGCUUUCUGCCUUGAAUGUGGCCAUUGAUUUAUAGAUGAUCAGCCUACCACAAAUAUCUAUUUACUAUUCCAUUGCCUUCGCAACCUGUGUGGACUAAGGCACAUUUACAUGAGAGAAAUAUCCAAGUCACGCCGUCAGCAUGUUAUAAACGUCACAUUUAAUUGAAGCGUCACUCAGUAGACAUACAUUCUUCUAGACGAAUUUAGCUUCAAUGAAUUUCAAACAGUUGCACCUCGGUAAAACCACUGAAUAAUUGCAUACUGAGAUAGCCUUGCAAUUACAAAUGCUUUCUGUCUUUUCUACUGUAAUUUCAACACCAUUUGUUUGUGUGUCCAUGGCUUCACAACCACAUACAUUGGCCUAGUAAGUUGUCAAGGUAGAUUGAUGAGUACACAAUGCAAAAUAGUACAGGAUAUUACACUUUAACCUAUGCCUAGGGAUCUAGAUGCCACUGACUCUGGGAGCUGGAAGGGAGGCUGCCGCUAUGCUGUUUGUCCGAUCUGUAAAAUACUGGCUAAGUGGCUAUGUAGUAACACUGUAGUGCCACAUUAUGUGUUAGCUUGCAAUAGAUUUUAAUAUAUCACUAAUGUAGAAUUACUAGAAGCAGGUGUCACUGCUAUGCCAAACACGAGAGUGGAGGGAGUUUAAACUAGUGUUGUAAGUUGGUAUUUAUGGUUUUUUUUUUUGUUUUUUUUCCCUGUCAACUUUUUCUAUUUUUUUUUUAUGGUACUGCUUUUAAAGUGUGCAUGCAGCAAGAAAUUUAAAGUGACACAUCCAAGACUUUGUUUUGGAUGUUAAGUGACUGGUGUAGUGGAUACACACUAUAUGAUGACAUCUUCACAAUCUGCAAGGAGCAUGUAGAUUGUAUAUAUUUAGAAACAUUUUUUUAAGUUUAAACAAUAUGGUAUUAUAACUCUUCUGAUAAGAAAGAGAUGGUGCCACUGCUGCUGGCCAAUCCCUUUGAACCAAGCGUAUAAAUAUUGAAGUUAUUGUCUUCUCGUUUACAGGACCUUGCAUUCUCCCUGAAUUUAUUUCUCGUUUGUCUAUAAUCAUAUUUGUGUUGACUGUAGGCUUUUUGUCUCUCCAUAUCUGUAACCUUUUUAUUGUAAGUGUAGUACCUUCUUGUGCCUUGUACAUUUGUACGCAAGGUAAAGGGCUACAGGCUUUGCUUUGUCCUAUCUCAGCAUCCUGUACUUCGCACCCGAAUGCAUUUGUGACAUGUUGUCAAGUGUAAAUAUCGCUACUUAUUUUCAGAAUAGUCAAAUAUUUUGUCAAUCGGUGUUGUGUACGAUGAAUCUUAAUGUUGAAGGUAUGCAUGCACGUUACACUCCCACCACAAGAUUAUCUUCAUCAGUUCUGUACAUUUAAUAAUAACCUCACUAGUAUUAUAUUAAAGUUAAAUUCUCGCAAAAUCCUUAUUAGUAACUAAAAUGAUCAGUGGGUUUUGCCAUUUUAUUAUUGUUUUUAAAUCUAUUAUCUAUCAUAGUAUGAAUGGCUGUCCUAUCACAGCCAACACAUACUAUGCACUGAAUUGUCCAUACGCGUUGCUGCAGCUGUGUAUAUGAACAGCAUUAUGGAAUGACAAGGUGCAGCUGUCUGAAUGUACAUGAGCACACCUGCAGCAUCUUUUGGGAGUGCUGCAGAGGUAAGUGUUUCUUUUUUUACUAACUUACCUCUAUUGCAUUAUUCGUUGGCAGCAUUUACUGGGGUGAGGGAAUGAGGGUCUGUCGUAUCUGACAGAUUUUAGUUUUAUUUAUUUUUUUUGUUUUAGUUUUUUUUAUUUAAUUUUUUUUUUAGAAAGCUUUUCUCCACAGUCAAUAUAAGGUUGUAGGAAAAGAAAUAUACUAAAGAUUUCCUUUUAGUAUUGGGAGUUGAGCAUCAUUACUGCAGUCCUUAUUAUUGCAAAACAAUUUAAUUCUGUAAUAAGAUUUCCAUUGUUUUUUUUUUUUGGUUUUUUUUUUCUAGGUUGCAGUGGUUCGAAUGAAAAGUACAGAACGGAUUUAUGCCAUGAAAAUCCUGAACAAAUGGGAAAUGCUAAAAAGAGCAGAAGUAAGUGCCCCCUAUUACUCAAGAAAUGUGAGAUUUUUUUUGUUUUUAAUUUUUUUAAAGAAAAAAAAAAUUACUUCUCUUUCCUGCACCUCAAAAUCUCUGAAGCUUUAGGGAGUGAUUCAUGGAAAGCAUUGACCUAUUUUGUGACAGUUACCCUUCCAGGCAUAGUCUAUGUACACAUUGUCACUUAUGGUCUGUCCUAGUUUUGAUGGAGAGGCUGCCUGUUCAUUCUAUUUCCAGCUCCGACUGAGCACACAUCGGGUUCAUUCUAAAUGUCUUGAACUUUAGGAGGGGGUAUGCCUUUUCUGUUUCAGUGGAGAAAUGUAAAAAAUAAUAAAAAUGUGAGAAACCUGCUUGAAAAGAUAUAUAUAAUAUGUGUGUGUGUGUGUGUGUGUGUGUGUGUGUGUGUCUAUAUAUAUAUAUAUAUAUAUAUAUAUAUAUAUAUAUAUAUAUAUAUAUAUAUAUAUAUAUAUAUAUAUAUAUAUAUUUGGUCUAGACAGUAUUGGGGCUAAGAUGUACAAGAUUGCCUGUGGAAUCAGUCUUUGCGACUUGAUUCCACUAACAGCCCAGCUUAUGAGUUGCCUGCAGUGCAUUCUGGUUAAUACACCUAUGAGCUGCGUGCUAGGUUAGAUUAAAUAAAAACUGAAAUAGUUUUUGGUUGGCAAAUUGUAUAUCAGCAAGAGCUGCAAGUUUGACAUUUGGCUCACUUUGAUGCAGAACGCUAAUGGCACAGAUUGGGCUCGUAGUAAUUUGUACCUAAAAUAAUCGGUCUGAUUGUAUUCUUUCCGUCUUUGUUUCUUGCCAUCCAGACAGCUUGUUUUCGAGAGGAGAGAAAUGUGCUGGUAAAUGGCGAUUGUCAGUGGAUUACCGCCUUACACUAUGCUUUCCAAGAUGAAAACUACUUGGUACGUUUCAUUAUAUUUUAUGUAUUUUGGUCAAUUAAAGAGACACUGCCUAUUAUCGAAUUUUGGCAUAAAGCUAGUGGCUAAUGGAAAGUUAGAUAGGGUUUGUGCUGAUCAUGUUGUGUUUUUUUAUUUUUUUAUUUCUCCUGUUAAGUUGUCUUUAAAAUUACAUCUUGUGCAACACAGCCACGUGGUGUAACCCGUUGCGGGUGCAUGCGCAUGUAAAGCCAUAUGGCAGCAUUUCCCAAACAAACAUGCAGCAUUUUCCAAGCAAAUAGUUAAGUGCACCCAAUGUGCAAGAGAAGGAAAGAUCUGCUGCAGAAGUGUGUUAUGUACUUCCCUUCGCUGCACAAUUUAGUAGCGUUUACUGUACUGAAGUGACCGUUCCUCUCUGCAGUGUUUGAGCAAGUGGCAGCAGGUAAGUUUUAAUGUAACUGCUUCCAAAGCAUAGAAAUGUAUGAUUUAUCACCACAAUAAAUCACAUCUUUACUGCUUCGGAGGUGUUGUAUUUUAAAGUGAACCUGUCAUGACAGAUUAACUGUAAGAGGAACUACCACUUCUCGGAAUUUUGAUGGUUCCUCAUUGCCUUAACCCAGUAAAUGCUAUUAAACUCUUAUUGGGAUGAGGAGUGCAGCCUAGAUAAGUAUAAAACAAGCCAAUAUGUGUUCCAGGCAAUGUACUAACCCCAUGAUGCUCAGGGCAAAUUAUUAGAAAAUGUCAUACAAGCACCCACUUACUCCAGCAUUACUUAAACAGUGAUAUCACGCGGCGCAGAUUGAUUUAAAUUUGUCUACAUUGUACGUUGCAACAAUGACUUUGUCACAUUACAUUUUAUUAAAAUUUAGCAAACUGACAAGUUUCUUAGCAUUGUUGUUGUCGUCCCCCUUCUUUUUGCUGUUCUGUAAAAUUCAAUAAUUCCAUAAACUUGUGUUGCAUUUAAGGGACCAUGUAGUCAUUUCAUCUAUGUGAGUUGGUUAUAGUGCCUGGAGUCCACGUUCAAGCAGUUUAACAAUAAAUAAGGGUCCCUGGCCACCCACAAUGUGGCUAAGGAAGAUAUUACUGGGGACUCUAUUUUAGUAUUAAAACAUAAAAACACGAAUAAUAAGAUGAAGCAGAUAUGGUGCCUACAGUGUCCCUUUAAAAGAGAAACCAAGCAACAAAUAACCAGGAAUACUUGCUUUUCUUUUCAUUUUAUGUGUAGUACCUGGUCAUGGAUUAUUACGUAGGAGGGGACCUAUUAACGCUUCUCAGUAAAUUUGAAGACCGGCUCCCUGAAGAUAUGUCGAGGUUUUAUCUCGCAGAAAUGGUGCUUGCUAUACAUUCCAUUCAUCAACUGCAUUAUGUGCACAGGUAACCAUCCAUUUAUUCUUUCCACUCACAUAACAUUGAGCAAGCCUCAAUGUUUUGUUUUGUUUUUUAGAAAGAAUUUGAGCAAUACUAUUCAUAUAAUCUCACAUGUUAAAAUUAGUUGGGGUAUAUUGGGGACUCUAUGGUAUGGCCAUAACCACAUAUUUUUUUUUUUGUUGAGAUAGGUGUUUUUAAAUAACCUCUAGAAAUUUGGAACCGUGUUUCAUAUGUUAACACUGAUUCCAUUUUAUGUCUCGUGCAUGAAUUUAAAGAAUCUUAAAUAUUGCUGCUUUUUUCAUUUUAAAUUUUUUUUUUUUUUAUGAUUGCCUGUCUUGCUCCCAAAUCAAACACAUGCUGUUUGUCACUGAUUCGAUCUAUACAUAAGAGUUCUACCAUCAGAUUUGUAAUGGUACCUAAGGUUAUAUCUCAUAGGCGGUGAGAUUUAUAUGUAAUUAAACAAUUUCUAGGUAAUUAAAUGAUCCCAUUUAUCAAUUUAAAUUCAAGUCUAGCCUGCCCCUGAAUGAGAUCACUGUCAGCCAGACAUAGUUCAUGAAGAGGCACAGAAAAUCUUUCCAGUGGUUUUUGUGUGUUUUUCCUCUAUGAAAUGCUGAUGAGUGUGGGUGAGGCAAGAUUUCCUGGCAGUAACGUGAAACUGGUGUGUGGCAGGUAUUGUGCUUCCUCGUUAUUUACCAGCAGAGAUUUAUCACGGCUUCUGACAUACAUUCCUAAUAAAACACAAUGCAGACAUCUUAAAGAGACAGCCAAGCCUCGUUUUAGAAGCAGUUACAUUGUGUUCUAAGCAAGAAAUAAAGCUCUGACUGCCUUUACUAUAGCGAAACACUUUUCGAACACUAAGGAACACUGAAAAUAUAAAAUUGCAAAGAUACGUUCAGAUUGCCCUGGCACAGCAAACAUGUUUUCUUUUUACAUAUUACGUACAUGUUCAUGAAUGCAAUGUAAGUACAUCAAUAAUUCACUAUUUAAAGUGAUGUUAAGUUUGGUUUCUCUAGGCUGAAGUUGGGGGUAGGGAGGGGAGUGUGCCAUAAACGUGUGUUUUUCUUCUUCAAAAGCCUGUUAUAGAUUUAUUUCAUUAGGAUUGGCAUGUAAUGGCUAUUAUUGUAUGCGUUUUACCGUCCAUUUAGGAUACUCACAACAUCCAUAACUAGGAGUUUUACACAAAGUAUGUCAGCUAUUUACAUUGAUGUAUUGGGUAUCGGUAAUGACUCCCAUAUGUCUGGUUACAUCCGAUAAAUGAAUGGACUGCUUGCUGCUAAAACCGUUACCAUCAUCCUAUAGGAUUCCGUUUAUUUGAUAUAGUUUAGAUGUCUCUUGUGUUUUCAGGCAGUAAGGCCUGCUGCCAGUGAUACUGCUCACCCACCAUACAACACUGCUGUGGGCUAGUUGUUGUAUAAUCAAUUCAUGAUAGCCCAUGGCGACAUAUUGUAGGAAUAAAUUACAUUUCUGUUCAGAAUACUUGCAUUCAUCCCAAGGGUAUGUUAUUUUGCCAGAUUAAAUUACUAUAAAUUCUCUUUAGUUUAUAGCUGUUUAUAUAUCAUUAUAACAUUAUUAUUAUUAUUAUUAUUGGCAUUUAUAUAGAAGUAAAGAAAUCACAAGAGACGAGUGGUAAUGAAUUACAGGGGGAGACUGAAAUGUAAACACAGAGAUCUCAUAGAGGUGAACCUUUCUUAAAGUGUUACCUUUCAAUAGACGUGCAGGUCUUUGUGGAUGUAGUGUAGGCCAAUGCUGUGGAAGGGAUUGUUCUGAAACAUUUUCGUGGGUUUUCCAUUCUUCAAAUAAACGGUGUUUGUUAGUUUUUUUUUUUGUUUUUUGUGUUAAAACAUCCAAGACUUUUCUAGUCUAGAGUAUACCCGUAGGUAUAAAUCCAUAACAUAUUAAUUUGUUGUCUUUUAAUUUAUAAACUCUUAUUAGAAUGAAAAAAGUGUAACUAUAACUUUGUUGGGGGGUUGUUAGUAUAAAUGGAAUGUAUUUGUUUGUUUAUUUUAUUUUUUACUACAUUGACAUACUGCAUCUGGCACUGUUAUUGCCCUUCUGCGGUGAAAUUCAUUUCUGCAACGGUGCUAUAUUUUAUUCUCAUCCCACAUAAAAAUAAUCUAGAUGUAAUGCUAAGAAAACUCAUGGCAAAGCAAUUCUACAGACACUCAUUUCAAGCAAUGUUUACGUUAAAAUCAGAUUGUCGUCCCCCCUUGGUAUACAUGUAUUAAUCAAGUCUAAAUAUACAAUCUCUCUGCCAAGGAAUGCUAUAUUUACAUGAAAUAUACAAAUCGUUUUUUUUUUCUUAUUAUCAAGGGGAAUACCAAUGCUGUAGACAAACUGCAUUUCACACUAGUAAAUAAUACUAUUGCAGAGUAAUAUAAUGAUAUAGAAUUGUAGAAACAAUUUUUCAGUUACUGCGUCUGAGCCAGUUUUUCAUGUUCCCUAUAGUUUUCAUUAGUAUGUUCUAAUGUUUAAUAUAAUAAUUUAGGAAUAUUUAAUGGUCUACUAUAGAAAUUAUAUUUGGAACCAGUAAAUGAAAACUAGUUUGAGAUGUGAGUGGGAAGCUGUUAAAAGCAUUGUUAUUGCAGACAUAUAAUCAGGUGUGAAUGCAUGCUAGUUGAGUCUGUCUGCCAGAACUGAGCUGUUAAAAUGAUUUGUGUAUACCAGGCUUCCUCAAAUUCCGUCCCUCCAGAUGUUGCUGAAUUACAACUCCCAUGAUUUUAGGAAUGAAAUAGGCUGAGAAACAUGGGAGUUGUAGUUCAGAAACAUCUGGAGGGCCGGAGUUUGGGGAAACCUGGUGUAUAGGCUGAAAUGUCCAGUGAUUGUUUUGAAGUAUGCACUGGUGUUGCAAUUUACAAAGGUCGUCUCAACCCUAGAUCUUGUAAAUGAAGUCUGUUUGAAGCAUGUGUCAAACAGUUAAAUCAGGACACUUGUUAUUUCUGCACUAACUUGCCAUUGGACAUGGCAAGACCUCCAGUGUAUCUUGCUGGCCACCCUGACACGUGCCAAUCUUUAAGAUUUCUUGAGCACAAAAACGGCUGUUCUGUUAACGUCAUGUCAUAGUGUCAUUGGAUACCUCUUUAAAUGUAAAUGAAGUUUAUUUCAAAAACUGUUUACAAUUAUUUUCUUUUCAUGAGCCACGCUUAUUUAUUUUAAAAAUACCUUUGCCGUUCCUGUCUUUGUUUUACAUUUCUUCUUAUCAUAAUAGCGUUGCUUUCUAUGCAUGGCGCUGUUUUAUUCAUGGGGGCGAGCAGGGUGUUUGCUCAGACGAGCAUGCUAUAGAAUGCAGAUGUGCACAGCCACUCACUGUUGAUUGUUUCUUUGCAGAGAUAUAAAGCCAGAUAAUGUUCUCUUGGACAUGAACGGCCACAUCCGCCUCGCUGAUUUCGGAUCAUGUUUAAAGAUGAACGAUGAUGGAACCGUAAGUACUGACUGUUUUAUGCUUCUGCAUUGAUCUGCAUGCAUUAUACAUAUUUUUGUAGCAGUGUGGCUUUCAGCGUAACGAAAUGCAGCAAGUAGUGUAAAAACUGUAUUUCAAAUGCAGAGUAAGCGGAGAAGGUAUUAUUAGGCUGUGGCUAAGUGGAGGGACUGAGCACCCCCUUUUGGCCAGCAGGACUAGUACACUGUCUUGUUUGUGUUCUAAAGUUCGUCAGCUUUGCAGGACAGGGAUCAGCCCUUCUCGUUACACGUAUUUACUUCACAUUGCCGCAUCAGCAGUAAUGCAUUUGGUACUAUAUAUGCUACAAAUAUUUUUAUACGUGUGUUUUUACUAGCAAGAUCACCCAGCAUUUUCCUCAUUGCUUCCUUCGGUGGGGGAAUUGGGAGAUCUUUAGAUCACAAAUAGUUUGGGAACAGACCGUAUAAGCAAAAAGGAAAGGGGGGUGGGGGGGAGGGGGUUGGAAAGCAUUAAAACAACCAUAAAAAGAUGUUUGCUGCAAUACGACAUAUUUUUUUUCUUUUCUCUGUAAAUGUUUAUUGCAUGGUUUCUUUUUAAAUGAAAGAUAAAGGAACCAUGAUUACAAUUCAUCACAAACAUGCCCUCCAUCUAUGAGCUCCCUCCUGUGCUGCAAAGUGUGUGUGUGCAGCGUUUUAAGCUAGAAAUACAUAAAAAAUGCAAUAGAAAAUGUUUAUUUGACAUGGCAUUUAUAAAAUGGAAAGAGGUACACUUUAAUAUACAAUACAGAAUAUAAAAUAAUUGGGGACUUGGCCUGACUACCAAGCAAGACGUGCGCCAUCUCACAGAGCUCCAAUGACCAUUUAUAAAUCUAUGUAUAUGUUCAAGUGAAGAUGUUUUGUGCAUUUCCCCGGUAAUCUUGUUGCAACUGUUAUUUAUUUAUUUGCGUGUGUCUGAGGCCUGAGUAACCCUAUUCUGGGAUUUUGCAGUUGAAUUGGUAGCCAUAUGCACAGAUUUUAAUGGUAUAGUACAGGUACUGCUUUUACUAGAGCUCUGACCUUCCCAUUAUCGUCCAUUGAUCUCACCACUAGACCCUCUUCAUUAAAUCCCUUAGGCACUAUGCCUGCUCCCUCUAAUGCACGUUUAUUACCACACCUGUGUUUGCUUACCCAGCAAGCCAUGCAGCAGGACUCACCCUCACUCCAGGCUUUAAACUCACGUUUUUCCUAUUCAUAGUUUACCCCGCCCUGGUUAGGAAUAAACUGAUGUAUCUUACCCGACCAUCAUGAGGAGGCCUUAAUGGGUCUCCUUCAAAUUUGGGAGCUCCCUCUUCCUACAGCCUUUCCUUCUACUUUACACUUCAGGCUUUGUGGCCCAGCUCCCUGGUGAUAUGUAACUUAUAUAGCCGUCUUGUGGUUUUUCUUACAGCAUUUUACCAUUUUAUUAUAGUUUCCGCAUCUGAUAUAGUUACAAAUGUGUUAAGUUUCUUACUCUUCUAUGAUCAGAGAAUAUUGUGCUUGUCUGCUUGUGUCUGAAUGUACAUGUGUAGCUGGCACUGUUUGUCUUUGUGUGUCAGAGUAUAACCUUGUAGGGGGUGAAUAUGUUUGUCUCUGAGAGAGUAUCUAUGAUUCCAGGAAGGCCUGCAAAAAAGGGCUUUGUAAAGGGCUUUGUUAAUAUCCAGAAUUAAAAGAAAAUAUAACGUGUUAAUGACAGGUUGUUUUAUUGCAAUCCUCUUCAGUAAUUUCUGUCAUUUAAUUUUCUCCUUGCUUUUUGUUAAGGUGCAAUCCUCGGUAGCUGUUGGGACACCUGACUACAUUUCCCCUGAGAUUCUGCAAGCUAUGGAGGACGGAAUGGGGAAGUAUGGACCAGAGUGUGACUGGUGGUCGUUGGGUGUCUGCAUGUAUGAAAUGUUAUACGGGGAAACCCCUUUCUACGCAGAGUCUCUUGUGGAAACGUAUGGAAAGAUCAUGAAUCAUGAAGUGAGUAUUUUUCGGUGCCUUAAGAGGCGUUGGAUUGUUUGCACCCGAGCUAGAGAAAGUACUGUUUUUUGUUUGUUUGUUUUCCGUCUUUACAAAGUUCUUUUGUGCUUUAAAAAAAAAAACUUUUAUUUAUACACUAGACAGUGCAGCAAAACGGAUUUUAUGUCAGAGCAGGUGUAUUGUACUAGAUUACAAAUAUUGCUGUGUAAAAUCUAAAUAGGAGUUUUCAUUGCAAAUGCUUGUUUUUAAACUAUCAUUCGACACUGGUUUUUCCAUCCGGCUUAAUGUUUGACAUAGAUUAGGCCUUUACUACAUACAUAGUACUGGGGAGAUUUGUUUUUCUGCUCCAUAUAAAAUAAAUACAAUAUAAAUCCAUUGACUUAUACAGCAGUUGCACUCGCCUAUAUGAAGAAUGGACUUGUUAACCAGGUCUGAACUACAUCCACCUUUUUUGUAACAUAAAAUCAGAAUAGAGACUACUGAUUAGUUUAGCCUCUUCCUGGUUUGAGAAGGGAAGGCUCUCUGCUGCCACUGCUUGUUUGUGCAAGCAUGGCAGCUGUCGCAGGUACUUCAAAGGUUAGUUUUCUAACAACCAAAGAAAACAUUUUGUAUAGUUAUUUUUUGUGUGUGUGUGCGCGCAUGAUCUGUAAGAUGCAUUUUUACUGAAAAACAAAAAAUAAAGUGGCUCCCUUGUGUGCAAAGACUGAAAAGAAAAACGAAAUAUAUAAAAUUCUAUCAUAAAGAAUUAAAUGCUAAUGGACCUCUUCAACAUGUAAUCUAUUUUUUUAAUUUAUUUUUUAACUCAAAGUAAAAAUUAGGUGGCAAUUUUCUUCUAACUUAGGUUUUUUACGUGUUGAGCACAUAGCCAAACACCUCCCCCUCUUGCCUGUUAAUAACUGUAAUAAUUCAAGUGUUGAUGGAUAGCUUGCACUUUCUCCUCCACAAUUAGACCAUUUCAGAGAUCAGUAAUUACACUGGACUUUAUUUUUUAUUAGAUUUGUAUGAAACGUCAACUUAUGUCCUGCAAUUAAAGAUUGGUUUCCACUUAUGGCCGUUACAAAUUGAAGCUUUAUUUAGAAAGGCAGGAGGGUUUAGCUGUGUGCUUUACUGCUUUCCUAAACCUGUACUAUUUUGAGAUUGUUGGGCAGGAACGAUCAGAGAAUGAAAUAUAUUGCAAACCCAUACAUAGUCCAGGAUAGGAGACCCACUUUGAAAAUGUGCUGGUUUAUGGAUGUGUAAGAUAACUGGACCUUUGAGAGGGGGGAAGCAAAGAUGGCCUGAACUGAUCUUACUUAAAGGAAUCACUGUUGUGGUACUCACUGUUAGUUACCACAAUCCUCGCCCUCGGACAGUGCCCCUACUUGUUAGGCUGGAAAUUAUCACAGGGUCUUAGAGACCCUUCUCUUCUGCUGGACAUAUAGGAUCAGGAACACAUGUUUAUUAUUAGUGUUAAAAAAAUUUCGGUGGGCAUCCCCCCUUUAAUACCCAUAAAAAUGUAUAUUGCUCACCUUUAUUCCAGCGCCACGCAAGUCUACCAGCACUGGCCCUGCCGCAGAUCCGCCUCCUUGGCUGACAUCAUCAAUUCUCACUAAAAUUAGGUUGGACGAGAUCGUCACUUCUGAUGAUUCCAGCCAAAGUGGUGGGCCAAGGAUGGAGCCAAAUCAAUGAAUCUCUAUGGGGAAAACUCAGCAUCUCCACGCAGAGCGUGGCGACACUAAAUGUCAGUGCUGCACACUGAGCAGCACUGCCCCAGGAAGUACCAUCUGAGAAGUGGCUACUGGAGGUGUCCCUAUGCUGUAAUGUAAACACUGCCUAUUCUCUGAAAAAGUGUUUACUGCAAAAAGCCUGCAGGGACUGAUUAGAUUCACCAGAACAACUACAUUAAGCUGUAGUUGUUAUGGUGACUAUUGCGUCCCUUUAAUCAUUGUUUUACCCCUAAAAAGAUUUUCUUUAUUACUUCAGCCCCUUUACCCUCUUAACUGGCUGUAGAGCCACAGGUUGUGUAAAUAAACUCCUGCUACCGUGAGACCAUGGCUUGUCAAGGCUAUAUGAUUAGACUUGCCAGGAAAUGCCGUAUGCAUGUUUGUUGACAAGACCGCAAUUGUAAAUUUUCUUUCCUUGUCAAUACUUAAUGUACUAAAAAAAAGUUCCUUAUUGCAGUGUAAGAUCAUUUGUUCUGGCUUCUGCAAUUUAAAAAGAGCUCUGCUGCCAUUAGAAGUGAUUACAAACUGUAAUUUCAUUUUCUCUGGGCAGUACUUAUUGAAGAUAGGCAACGGCUCAUUCUCCAUUAAAAAAAACACUUGGAAAGACGCACCAGGUGGGAGAUGUCAGGGAACUCCAGGAACCAUAAUCACUUUAGCAAGCUACAGUGGUUAUGGUUCUCUGAGUGUUACUAGUUUUCUUAUAACAUGUAAUUUAUUUUUUUUUCUUGCUUUUUAUUCUAGGAAAGGUUUCAGUUUCCCUCGCAUAUUGCCGAUGUAUCUGAAUUUGCCAAGGAUCUUAUCCAGAGGCUAAUCUGCAGCAGGGAGCGCAGAUUAGGACAGAAUGGAAUCGAUGACUUUAAAACACACCCUUUUUUCGAAGGAAUCGAUUGGGAAAAUAUCAGGAACCUGGAAGCACCUUACAUUCCUGACGUCAGCAGUCCUUCGGAUACUUCAAACUUUGACGUUGAUGAUGACAUCCUUAGAAACCCUGUAAGAUUUUUUUAUUAUUAAUGCCUGUACUUUAAUCUACUGGAAUAAUCAUAUUAAGUGAACGGUGUGAAGUUUCGAUAGCUGCCCGACUGGUCUAUUUACAUUUUCAUAGAAAUUGCGGUGCGGUUUACCAUCUUGAAGUGUACCGUAUCAAACUUUUAUUCUUUAAGGCAAAUAUUGGACUUGAAUUAAAUUUUUUAUUUAAUAUGCUACUAUAAAUAUCAGCUACAUUAAAAUAUAUUUGGUAUACGUAAAUGAGGCAUGGUGCCAAAGUGUUUUAAUUUCUAGUCCUCCACUGACCCUUUCUUCCUUUUUAGUAGCAUAAAAAUCUUUGCGACUUUUAAUUCCUUUCUCAUUGACCUUCUCAAGGCGCCAUUAUUAUUCUACAGCAAACUCCGUUUUGCACGUUCUUUCACAUAUUUUUGAGUCUUCCAAAUAUAUAUACAGUAUAAUAAUAAAUCAUAAGAUUAGUAACGAGCAGUCUAUAAAAUUAUUAAUAUAACGUGGAAAAAAAAAUUAAGAUAAAAUAAUAUGGGGUGAAAAUAAUAAGAAAAAUAAAUGAUAAAAUAAUUUCACAUGUACAAUCAUCCAAAAAAGGUUACAUAUUCAGUUCUGCGCAUUCUUUUUGCAUUUUUCACUGUCUGAUUUAGUCCAAUAUAAUAAUGCUGUAUUUUAAGAGCUUAGUUAGGCUGGCGGAACUUUGUACAGUCAGUCUUUAAAUCUCUUGUCUUUGAUUGGCUCUAAUAACACUGCGGAGGUGCACAUUAUUUAUACAUCUAUAAUCUAAGCAAGUGGAGUAGUGUUAAGCUGGUUACAUGAUAGUAUAUCUAAUAAUGCUAAAUGAUACUUGGUGGCUGCUCUAUGGAAUCGCUGGAAGUUUUUUUUUUUUUGAAACCUGUUUUAGUUUCUCUUGUUGAUGAUUUUUAUUUUUUUACGCAGGAAAUGGUCCCACCCAGUACUCACAGUGGAUUUUCAGGAUUCCAUCUACCAUUCGUGGGGUUUACGUACACAACAGACAGGUAAAAUCUGUACCAAAAACAUGGUUUAGAACAGGGGUGCCCAAAAGGUAGAUCCCCAAAUGUUGUAGAACUUAAACUACCAUGAUGAUUUUCAUGCCCUUUUGCAUUGUUUUAAAACACCUGGGGAUCUAACUUCUGGGCUCCUCUGGUUUAGAAUCUAUAAAUGUGUAUAAAGAUUCAUUCUGUCCAGUGAUCGUAUGUGGAAUGUAUUUGUUUUAAUAAGUCCCUUAAUUUCUCCCCAGUAAAGCUGAGCAGCUGUGAGUACAGUGGGCUUAGCUGAGAUGUGAAAACUACACAGCUGUGCACAGCCUCGGAGGAAAAGAAUGGUCCUGUGUUGAACAGUGACAUAUUCAGAAAAUAGUUUAAAAUGGCAGCACAGGCAAGGGAAAGUAUUGGGAAGGGGAAUAUUUACAUGAAAGCUCAAUAUGGAUAACAGAAAAAAAAACUCCUUAAACUGAUGGCACAAACCUUUCAUGUUUAGUUAAUUCAGUGCUCUACAAAGGAACCAAACUCCAAAAUAAACGUCCACUCUAAGCAAACAUAACCACUACACCUCUUUGCAUUGGUUAUGGAAUAAAGAGUCUUUGAACGUCAUCCUCUUGUCUGUAACACCACUUUUUAAAAGUUUGUCAAAAAUGGAGGCUUUCUCAGUACCUAAAACUCUGUUUGUGGCCAUUCUAAUGCAACUUCACCUUGGCCAUACACCAUUGGAGGGCAGUAAUAGGCUAACCUACAUUAAUAAAAAUGCCUUUUUGUUUAAUAUUUUUUAUUUACCUGGUAUCCACGUUAGCGGUUCAGUCCCUCUCAAGCCUCAUGUCUAACAAUGUUUGAGACAAGGAAAUCAAAACAUUGUUAUGCCCCUUUAAACACUACCCGACUGUGGAUGUCUGUUGUAUUUUUUCCUUACGUAAAAGGUUAGCUUACCCAUGUGUUUCAUGGAAUAAUAAUUUUAAUAAAUAUUUUGUGCUUGUCCAUCCGGACACCAGGAAAGCUACGGCAGUAACAUAGUAAAAUUUCAAAGUUGCCCGUAGUGGUACAUUUUUUUUCCCUCUCUCAAAGUGACUUGACAUCAAAGUCCCUAACAAUGUAAAAUUCCAAUUUCAAAUUGUGAGACAGAUCGACUUAUGAUGGCUAUGUCCAAUAGGUAAACUUCCAGAUGUUGAUAAACUACAACUUUGAUGCUAUGAAGAUUCACGGAGCUGGUGGGCAGACUUUUGGCCAACCUUGAAUUUGUAUUUUUAUGUCACAUUGGCUGGGAGCUGGGGCUAGUGAUCAGCAAGUCUAGUGCAGCCGAGUUAUCUGUUUAACAGAUAAUUCUGUAUGAGAAACUGUGGGGAAAAAAUGGAGCACAUGUGUAGACUUCACUUUCUUAGAUAUCUGUACAAAGUACUGCUUCUCUCCCUGUCUUAUUUUUAGCUUUUAUAGCUGUAUUAUAAAUUCUAGUUGCUGUAUUCUGAAACAUAGCUGAGAUAAGGACCAAUAAACAGAAAAAUGUGGAACUACAUUCAGGGACAAAAUAUUUAGUAGUAGUAAAUAAUGUUCCCAAGCGUCCAUAUGGCUAGAGCCUUGCGUGUCAAGGAGUAAUCCCAUAAUGGUCGUUGGGACACCUUGCUGUUAAUGUAGAGACACAAAUCUCAUGAUAAUUUGCCAGCCAAACAAAGCCCAGCUUUGUGGGAGUUGUAGCUGUGUAACAAUUGGAGGGUUGCCUCUUGGCUGACCCUUGCAUGUGGAUCCAUAAUAAUCGUAUUUGGUGAAAACCAGGAGUAGUACUCACUAUACUUUUAAUUUGUGAUUUUUACAGAAUAAACUAUGUGUUGAACACAGUGAUUUUUUUUUUAUUUUUUUUGGUGUGUGUGUGUGUGUGUGUGUGUGUGUGUGUGUGUGUGUGUGUGUGUGUGUGUGUGUAUAUAUAUAUAUAUAUAUAUAUAUAUAUAUAUAUAUAUAUAUAUUAUUUUUUUUUAACCAAUAUUCAUAACUAACAAACAUAUCUACAUACACCUCUAAACAAGGUCAUUGUAUUAUGUACUUACCCGAAGUUUGAUUCCACUGCCGCCAAGAUCCUUGCCACAGUAGGUGCGCCUGCAUGUACCAUUUUGUGUGGGGAUGGCAAUAACCAAAGCAUUAUGGGAUGAUUCACACAGUUUUUGUGGCAAGCACAUGUUUAGAUGUCCACUACAACAAAUAGAUUUCUGGAUUAUAUUAUGUUGCCCUGUGGUAAAGGAUGAAGAAAGACCUCUAUAAGUUGUAUUACCAGCACAAGGUGUAUUUUAUUCCCUAAGAAGCUGCACUGGACAGUGAUUUGUAGAAUUUUGUUUAUUAUAAUUAUACUUUCAAGCCUAUGCACAUAAAACAUUGGUUACUCUAGCUGUUAUGGAUUGUUUACCAUAAAUCUUAACCAGGCAGCCUGAUGGAUCCAUGGGAUUAUUAUUAAUUAAGUUCAGGUGUUAAUUGUAGGUUUACCUUUGGCAUGGUAGAUCUCAUUGGCUAUGUUUCCAAACUUGGGCUGCUUGCCUGGGAAAUGGGGACCAAUCCUUGGCAAAAGUUAAUUUUUCUGUGUUGCCAUAAUGACACAGCAUCCUUAAUUUGACAAGUCAUUCUAUGAUACAAUAAUACCCCCAUACAUCCAAACAUUUCAUUUCUUUUCUUCCAGUUGUUUUUCUGAUAGAGGCUCCUUGAAGGAAAUCAUUCAUUCUAAUGCUGUGACCAAAGAUGAGGAUGUUCAGCGUGGUCUGGAGAACAGCCUGCAGAUUGACGCAUAUGAACGUCGAAUCAGACGUCUUGAGCAGGAGAAACUGGAACUAAACCGGAAAUUACAAGGUCAGUAACUGGGGGCUUUCAAAGUUUGAGGUAAAUAAUUGAAAAGAGAGAUUUUCCUAUGUUAAUUUACUUUUUUUUUUUUUUUUUUUUUAACCAGAAUCCACACAGGCUGUUCAGUCUCUCCAAGGUUCCUCUCGAACAACCGGGACGCUAAAUAGAGACAAGGAAAUCCGAAAACUGAAUGAUGAAAUCGAGCGGUUAAAAAAUAAAUUAUCCGGUAUAUAUAUUUUUUUAUUUUUUUUUAUUAAAGAUGAUUUCCAUUGAUGUGCUCGCGUUUAUGGGUUAUUUUAUGGGGAUUAAGUUUGUUGUGUGUUUUUUUUUUUUUUAUUCUGUUCUACUUAUAUGCUUGGAGUUGACAAAUGUCUACAGGAUUUAUAAAGUAAAAGCAUUUUAGUUGAAAAUAAACUUGUUGUGAAAUAUUUUGUUUGGACCAUGUGUGAUUAAUUUUGAUUUCAGAUUCAAACCGGAUAGAGAGGCAGCUUGAAGAUGCAGUUUCGGUAAGGCAACAACUUGAAGACUCAACAAGCAAAAUGAAAGGACUUGAGAAACAGCAGAGGGCCUUAAAACAAGAGCGGGAUGACCUCUACAAGGUAUGUACCUAGAUGACAAAACACCUGCUCACGAUAGGCUCUUAGGUGUGAAAAAAGAUCUAGGCACUCCAAUGCUUUAGGGCACAUUUAUUGGAACCAGCAGAACAACACAACAAACAAAAAAAAAAAGCUGUGUUGUUCUGCUGGUUCCAAUAAAUGUGCCCUAAAGCAUUAGAGUACUUGGACCUUCGUCUGUCAUACCUAUGUUCUGAUGUGCGAGUGCUGGCCCCUGGUUUAGCAAAGAAUCUCAUUGGCUUGUGGAUUGAGUGCAAUUACUAUCACCUGCUAAUGAAAGGUGUGCAGAUGGCCUGUCAUGUUUUCCCCCCUGUCCAUGAUAUCUGAAAUAUUUUAUCUGUCAGAGACAGGCGUAAGGUUUUCCAGUAUUCAGCCAUGGUUUUUUUUUUUUUAAUGUUGGGUUUUUUUUAACAUUUUUGACCAAAAAAAGAAAAAAAAAAUACACACACAAAAAAACAAAACAAACACAAUCAAGUAAUGUACUGGUACAUUAGGGAUUGUCCAUGUAAAUUUUGAAAUGUCAGUACCUGAACUAAUUCUAUCAGGGUCUUUAAAUUCUUCAGCAAUCUUCUUUAUUUAUUUUAUUUAUUCAUGUUACUAUUUUUCUCAACAAUCAUUAUCUCUGUCGGAUUUAAUGCCCCUGGGCCAUCUUGUUAAACACCUUGUCCUCAUAUAAAGGUUCACUAGCUAAAAGGUUAGAUCAUAAACUUAAUGCUAGAUUAUUUUGUAACAUAGUAAUCCUUUUUUUUUUUUUCUUCUUUCUUUUGUAAAUAAACAUAUAAUAUACUUUCAAUAAUUAUUACCAAUCACCUGUAAUAGUUGUAAUAGUAACAUCCCCAUGAUGUACUUGCAAACCAGAGAAUAUAUGAAUGUACCGUUCCUGGUUAAACACUUUAUUAUCAUCUGGCUAAGAAACCUAUAUAAAAUAGUAAACAACGUCUCUCAUGGCUUGACGGCCUCCUAGAACAAAGCAUUGCACACUGCACAUUGUGGAGAUUGUGAGGAAAGGGCUGAGCACACACCUCUUCCUUCGUGACAUACAAGGUCACCUAGGGCAGGGUGGCUGAGCAGAGGAAGGGAGAGGUGCUGUCAGGUAACACAAAAUGCUUGAUGGCACUUUUUGUGCUUGUUACGGCUUUUGGAAAUGUUGAGUGUAGAUUGAUAUAUUGGUGUCAUUGGGUGAGCAUUCAUCAGAUGGCUGAGGGACUUGUGAUAAUACACAGUGCACGACAUCACAAAUACCAAAGGGUUAAACCGAUUUUCUUUCUUUUAUCACUCGCUAUCUAAUAGCAAGGAAACUUUGUUUGCACUGGGCUGUGCCUUCACUGAGCACAUUGUGUGCACUUCCAGUCCUGUAGGAACUAGCAUUGUGUCAUACAAUUACUGGCUUGUCUGUGUUUGGCCCCAUUACAAAACCUUUAUUCUAAAUAGCUGCUCGGUAUAUGUUCUUUGUUCCACUUGUUAAGUGUUUCGCACCUUUUGACAUCAGCUGUCUACUUUGUUUUUGUAUAACUGCUGCAUCCACUGGUAUACUGUAGUAAGAUUGUGCCUCCUUUCUGUUGCUUUACGCCAGGCUCUUUUAUGUUUCUUGUCCUGUUUAUUUUACAUGAAUAUUACUUAGCUAAUUUUGCUAUUUUAUCGGAUGACCACACCUUUAAUAAACUUUAAUAAAUAUAAAACAUUUUUUUUUUUUUUUUUUUAAAGAUAAAAAGUGCAGAUUUCACUAGAAAUUUUGACUUUUAUAAUUGAAACUUGUUACACCCCCACCCUGUGCCUGUCAAUCAGUCAACCAGUCCUGUUACUUCCUGGUUUGGUUAGCUCAGUGGAGCUAAACUCAAGAGGCAGCAAUUGCACAGUGCACCAACCUUGCAAAACCUCUAAUUGAGCUGCAUCAGCAAGUCUGUGAUUGGACAGCCACAGAAAGUCUGGGUGGGGUUAGAAGGGGAGGGCUUGCAAAGACUGCAGACUAGAUAUUUGCAGCUUUUAAAACAUUUUAUUUAUUAUAUGAUAAUGCAUAAAUAAAUGCAUGCAGGUUUUUAUUGUGGAUAUAUCUACAAAUUAGUGUUUUAAAUUAUUUUUAUUUGGGCGGUGGAGUGUCCCUUUAACUAAGCUUCUUCCUUUUCCUCCACUAAAGCAACUGACUGAUGCUCAAGAGAGGUUAAAGUCUCAGACAAAGGAGCUCAAAGAUGCCCACCAACAGAGAAAGCUGGCCCUGCAGGAGUUUUCCGAUCUCAACGAAAAGAUGGCGGAACUGCGCUCCCAGAAGCAAAAGCUAACCCGUCAGCUGAGAGACAAAGAGGAAGAGCUAGAAGUGGUCAUGCAAAAAAUUGAUUCCAUGCGCCAGGAAAUUCGCAGAUCGGAAAAGGCUAGAAAAGAGGUGAUAUUACUGUGCUGCUAAAAUCCACUUUGAACUGACUUGUCUAAGCACAAACUCUUAUUGCAGAGUAUAGUGUUACAUAGUAAUCCUACUUUAAUAAACGCUUUGGGACUGUGCCAUCAUUCUAAACGUGUAUUGAGAUUUCUGUGUUGGCUGACCCUGUUGUGUUGUUUAUGGAUUCCAGCUGUGUCCUAUCUAGUGUUCAGGGGAUUAAUAAAUGUCCUCUGUGUAAUACUUGUCCAAAAGGCUGUCGUAUAUGUUGUUGUAACUUAAAUGCAUUGAGUGAGUUCCUUUUACAUCCCAGUUCUUCUGCCUCACAAAUCAAGGACACAGUAACAUGGAUUUAGCUUGAAUGCAAUUUCAAAGAAAAACGUUAUUGUACUAUAGUUACAAGUUACUUCAUUUUAUAUGUUUGAAUGCAGUUUCAACUCACAAAGAGGAAAGUCUAACCUUCCUGUUAGAACAAUGCAUUGUAUUAAUUUCUAGAUUUUACAUUUUAAAUAUGAAUUCUUUCUCGUCUCCGGUUAUACCUAUUGAUUGAGAGGCUUGCAGUACUUGGCUUAAAAUAAGUUGUGACAAAAUAAUAUUUUGGUGGUGGGGGGAGGGGGGCAUAUUUCUCUUUAUUGGCCCUCUUUAAUAAUUUGAGAGAGCACAGUAAUGUGCUUAUUAUAGUUCUUGGUUUUUAAAAAAAACUUUUUUUCUUCUUUCUAAUGACAGUUGGAAGCACAGCUGGAAGAUGCCAGUGCGGAGGCAUCAAAGGAACGCAAACUGCGGGAACACAGUGAACUUUUUUCAAAACAGUUGGAAAGUGAACUGGAAGCUCUUAAGGUAGGAAUACGUAAUUGCUAGCAAUAAAAUAAUAAUUCUGCAUAUAUAUAUAUAUGUAUAUAUGUAAUUAGAGAUAACAUCUUAAAUAAUAGGUUUUGUUUUAUUUGUUUGCGCCCGUUAUAUAAUUCUCCAAAGCUAUUUUCUUCUGUGCCAGGAUAUUUGUAACCUUGUGAUCAACUGAUUUUUAUCAACUAAAUGAUGUAAUUGUAUCGGGGGCUGACCAGAAUUCCCAAAGAGCUGGCCUUGAACCCUGUUCUCUUAUCCUGUGCCUGGAUGCAUCUACUGAAACUUCCUCAAGUACAAGGAAGUUUCUAAUGUUUCCUGAUGAACAUUUCUUUUAAGUUCAGAGAGCAUUGUUUGCUAACCAAGUGUUUGCCAGUAGACAUCCUCCUGGACUCUCGAUUAAUUCACCAUUAUCUUUUCCACUCCUAAAUUUGAUGCUGUAUGAUAGUGUAUGAUAGUAACUGUAAUCAAUUAUUGGGUUGCAGAAUAGACUAUCCAAUACAUUAGUAACAUUACCAUGGAAAGUUGUUUGACUAUUUAUGGGGGGGGGAGCAUGGCACUUCAGACACCUUAACCAUUACAGCUAGCUGGUGCUUGGAACAUUCGUUUAAUAUCGUUCUUUAUUUCCUACAUUUCUCAGACAAAAUCACAGUAGAUAAAGACCCUGGUUGACAUUAGUAUGAGUUUUUACAGCAUCGUAAAUGUACCGUGAUACUCUUUACAAUUCCCACCUGCCGUUACUUGCAAAACACACCUCACCUCCGCUAACUUUAGAUUAUGAUCUCAGAAGACAGGUGUGGAGUUCAUUGUAUAGGAACAUUUCUCAAGUGUGUCCUCCAGCAUUGUCACAUGAUACGACUAUCCUAAAGAACCCCAGAAAAAUCAAUCUGUCUGCUUUUCCAUGCCCACCAGAGCUUGACUGUGCCCACACUGAUAGCCGUAGAGGAAAAAAGUCCAAUUCCGCAAUAUUGGCAUUUGAAUCGUGAUACUAUAACAACUGUCUGAUAUUACCUUUUCUUUUACUUCUUUUUAUUAUCCCUUUUAGUUAAAACAGGGAGGUCGCACACCUGUAGUUGCUUUGGAGCACCAACAAGAACUCUCAAAAGUCAAAUCUGAGCUGGAAAAAAAAGUCUUGUACUUUGAGGAGGAACUGUUGAGGCGCGAAACAUCUCAUUCUUUAGAACUUAAAAACUUAAAGAAGGGGAUCCAUGACUCUGAGAGUCAGCAGCUUGCUUUGCAAAAAGAAAUCCUCAUUUUAAAAGACAAACUCGAGAAAGCAAAGCGAGAGAGGUGAGUGACAGUCCAUUCUUAAACUCUGCUUUCCUGAUCCAUAUUUGUAUUAACUAGUCCCUCUCUCUGUGUCCACCAGGCAAAGUGAGCUGGACGAGGCUGUAGGUACCGUGAAGGAUAAAUAUGAGCGUGAGCGAGGAAUUCUUUUUGAAGAAAAUAAAAAGCUCUCUGUGGAAUCAGAACGGGUAUGUUAUGUUUAUUGGCCUUAGGUUUUCAAACUGUAAUCUUCUUCUGAAUUGUCCUAGCUGUGAAUUUGUAAUGGUUAAAAGUGGACUUAUUCACAGACACAUGAAUGUCUAGAUCUGCUACAGGUACGUUACGAAAUAUCACCUAUAUAUUGCUCUAGGUAAAAUGGUAAUAUUUCAAUCAAGCGAGUCUGAAUAUAUUUUUUUUCUCUUUAUAAAUUUCGUAGAAUUUCUUCAGAUACUAUAUAUAGAGUAAUUUGUUCCAUUUGAGUAUAAAAUACAUUUAAAAUUUACUUUUUUUUGUUUUAUUAUUUUACAUAAAGAUACAGUUUAAGUAGAUUCUGUGACAUUAAAGAAUGUCAUAAAUGGAAAUCAGAAAUCAUUUAAAAAAAAAAAAAAAUCCUUUUGUUUUCAUUUUUAUUUGUAAUUAUUUUUUUUUCUCCAAGCUCUCCUCUUUUGUGGAUAAAUUACGUUCCCAAAACAGGCAAAUGGAGGAUGAACUUCAAGAUCUGAUGGCCAAAAAGGAAUCUGUUGCACAUUGGGAAGCCCAGAUUGCUGAAAUUAUUCAGUGGUAGGUUUCAAGAACUGAAAAGCAUCUAAAAUAAUUGUGAUUUAUUAACCUAACUCAUUUAACGGACCACUCUGGGCACCAUAACAACGACUAAUGGUUUAACCCCAAAGUGUGCAAAACUGUCUGAUUACUGUGCCCCUAUAAUUCCUAUGCAGGUUGAAAGCUUCAUUCAGGAAGCCUCAGACCUCUACCAGGCUUUACGUAGCUCCCCUUUCACUGACUUUGGAUGCUCUGAUGUCUGGAGUGUCACUUUAAUAGCGUUGCUUUAUGUAUUGCUGUAUACGUUUAUAAGCAAGUUGACAUGAGUGUGUCAUUCAAUGAAGCGAGACCGACCAUCCCAUCAGCUUUCAGCAUGCACCUGCCAAGGGUCCUUGAUUAUUUGUCUUUUUAGUGGACCAUCACAAUGGUACUGCUGAACUAGGAUACAUUUAAAACCUUAAUAUUUUUGUGCCGUCACUCUGAAUUAAGAAUAAGGUUUGAGUAUAAAGAGACCGUCAGACACUGAAACAUCCCUUAAAGGGACACUAUUGUCUUAAUGUAGCGGUUCUGAUGUCUAUAGCAUUUCUCCUCAGACUCUGCAAUGUAAACAAUACCUUUUCAGAGAAAUGGCAGUGUUUAUAUUGCUGGCUAGUAACACCUCUAGUGACUGUCACUCAGAUGGGCACUAGAUGUGCUUCCUGUGUCAGUGCUGCAGAGUGUGCAGCACGGGUGUUAAGCUGAACAUUCGCCUUAGAGAUGCAUUGGUUCAAUGCAUCUUUAUGAGAAGAUGCUGAUUGGAGCAGUGCAGCAUUUUGCCGCACAUGCACAUUAGCCUCCCAGAGCAUUAGAUUGGCUGAGAUCAUCAAGUUUGAUCUCAGCCACAGAGGCAGGGCCAGCCGCAUUGAAACUGGCAUGACAUGGGAGAAAAGGUACCUUUAAUACCUUUCCCAUGCAAUCUAAGGGAGGGCGAGAACCCUCAUAGGUAGUUUAAUACUGUUGUCGGGAAUUCAUGUUUGUGUUCCUUUAAGUGAUUAAAGGAUAAGAGUUCCUGUAUGGCUAAUGUUAAAUCAGUGCAUAUUGGCCGUCUGUCAUCAGCAGUCACAACGUGGUGGCACGGCUCUCCCAUUCAUGCGGGACAAGUCCUUCCCGCCUCCUCCAGUGAGGGCUUUGGCUUAAAGUAGCAAAUUGCAUUUUGCAGCAACAGAAAGAAUUUGCUAAGUUUUGCAGUCCCUAAAAAAUAUGCCUACAAGCACAGACUGGGAUCUGUCUUAAAAGUGCACCUUUUUAUGCCAAUCAAUCACCAAUUUUCUUCUUCAGGGACUUUCGAGCAUUGUGAGGCUCAGGUCCAAUAGGGUAUCAGUGAGAUCAGAAAGUAAUUUAAGUACAUUUCAUUGUGGAGAUUUAUCACUUUUUGAUCGCACAAUAUAGAGAUGUCUGCUGCAUUGCAAGUACAUUGGUAGUAAUGAUCGUAAUGGCAAUAAUCACUUUUGUUUUGUCCUAUAAGCACUGUAUCAAAACAUAAAGUCUGGUUGUUACGUGGUAGUAAUUUUAACCCCUUAAGGACCAAACUUCUGGAAUAAAAGGGAAUCAUGACAUGUCACACAUGUCAUGUGUCCUUAAGGGGUUAAAGAUCUUUAUUUUUAUGAUUUUUGAUUAAAGUGUUUUCUCAGAAAACUCUUAAAGCAGAAAAAAAAUCCCGUGUAAACUGCAUCUAUUGUAUCUUUUUAUAUUUAUUUUUAUAAUUGGAGGGGGCGCGGAAAAGAUAGCAUAACUUUGUAAAUACCGCAAGCAUUAUGUAGAAGUGUGGGGAAUGUGAAAUAGCCAAAUGAAUGACUCUAUGGUGUAGGCCUGUAAUGAGAGGUGGUCUCCCAUCUCUGGUUAAGGAACUUCACCUAAGGAUACCACCCCCAUCACAUUGAGGCAUAAAUUGGAUUUACUGCUCUGGUUUUUGAUGCCAAAUCUUUCAUGAUCAGUUUUUUUUUUUAAAGUCUCCACGGCAACUUACAUUUUGUUUGGGAAUUAUUUUUAUCUAUCAAACUGCGAUUAGAUAGGCACAUUAUAAACCAAUAAAGGAAAUAAGAUUAGUUAUUUAUGACUUUUUAAAUUUACAAUUGAAAGUGACAUUCCACGUUGCAGAGAAUUGCUGUUCCUGAAUUCUAUAGAUAAAUAUUGUAACAUAUGCAGAUUGUUAUAUGAAAAUCAAUUAAUAACAUUUAAAAAUGCUGCAUUUCUCCUAAAUCCCCAGACUUUAUAUAUUCUCCAAUGCUCAUUGUCAUACCAGGUAGUGACUCAACCAAUCAUUAAGCUCAUUGAAUUAUAAUGUUAUUUAGUUUUAGAUCGAGCCAGCAGAUUCAACAAUAUGAUAUAAAUGUAUACUGUAACUCGCAAAUAGGUACACACUGAAAAGGAUCUAACUUUCAUUAAGGGGACACUAUAGUCUCAAAAAUAACUACAGCUCAUUGUAGUUGUUUUGGGGAGUAUAGUCAGUCCCUGCAGGCAUUUUCAAGUAAAAACUGUCUUUUCAUAGAUUCAAUGUAUUUCUAUGAGUAGAUGCUGAUUGGCCAGGAUGGUGUCUGACCCUGCCCUGCCUUGCCUCAUUUGAGAUCUCAGCCAAUCCAGUGCCUUCCCUUUGCAAAGCAUUGAAUUUGCUGAAAUCAUCUGUUCUGAUGUCAGCUAAAGAGGUGGAUUGGGGCGGAUCCGUGAAGAGUUAAAAAUAAGGUAAGCCACCUAAAUGGUAGUGGUUCAGAGCUUUCAUUAAACUAAAGCCAUUGUUUUGCUAUUGGGAACAGGCAUAUUAGUUGAUAUUUGAUGUAUUUAUCUCUAAUUUUAUUUAUCUGUAAUAAAAAUAUAUAUAUAUAUAUAAUACAACAUAAAGUUCUCAACUCCUGAAUCCUUAUUGUUUUCUGUAGGGUAAGUGAUGAAAAAGACGCUCGGGGCUAUCUACAAGCUUUAGCAUCAAAAAUGACAGAAGAACUUGAAUCUUUGAGGAGCUCCAGUCUGGGAUCACGGACCUUGGUAUGUUGUGUAUUUGUACUAUACUGUUACGUCACUUAAAAUAUUCUGAGCUGAAAAGAGAUGUGAUAUUUUACUCAACCUUGUUCCUCCAAUGGGUUAAAUACUUUGUGACCUUGUGGUCAUUUUAUACAUUUUCAAUGAUGUGAUUUUUGACAACGAUUUUUGUUCCUCCCCACCCCUUUCUGUUUUACCACUGUUUUAUAAAAGACUCAUUUUUGCCUUUAAGCAAAACACAUUUAUGAUGCGUAGAUAAGAAUUCAAGUAUCAUAAAUAUGUAUAGCUUUAAUUUUAAUGAAUUUUUUUUAAAGAGGAAAAAAACAACAACGAAUGGUUGCACUUUAAACAAAAUGCUGUCUGAAGCACAUGAAUCUUUUAAAUAGAAUACAAUUAAAGUAAGAUGCGCAAAAGAGUGAAUAAUGUUUUUCUUGAUGAAGUUAGCUCAGAUUUUUACAUUUGUUUGUUUUAAUUUGAGGUCAUAACCAUUUCAUUUCUAGUAACAGAUUUUAUAUUCUGAUUGUUGCUUUAGCCUGACCUCUCAUAUCCACAAGGCUUGACCCCAUAUCAUUCUGAUAGGCUGGUGAGUUAUUCCUGUGGUCCCAGCUGGCUCUCUGCAGUGUACCACGUCACUGCGAUUUGCUUUGGUGAUUGUAAAUUUGGUGGUGGGAAGCUAUUCAAGCAUUAUAUCACUAUUCAACAAAACCGUCAAUAAAUGUAUGUGCUUCAAAGCUAAACUAAGAUUUCUCUCUUCUUAAUCGGAUUUAUUUAUUUGUUCUUCUGGUUUGGGUUGUUAUGGCUAAACACAUGUUGGAGAACUCUAAAAGCACGAUAAUCACUUUCUGCUGGUGCAAAGGUUUUGCAGAAACGUAAUCAAUAUGUGGUUUCUAUAAAUCAUAUUGUUGCCUUUAUUGAUUUAUGUUGUUUUUGUUUUCCUUAAUUAUUUGUAUGCUUUGCUGCAUUACUUCAUGGGCAAAGAAAUGAUAAUCCAGUUUUUGCGCGCUGCAUUUCUUUAGUGUUCAGCCACCACGGGGAAUGUACAUUUUAACCAAUAAGUAUCAGAGAUUAGCCGUCACUGCUCUUUGCUGGGAUGUUGAAAUGUAUACACUCUCAGUACAAGAGGCAGUUGCCUAACUUCUUAUCAAUAAAGUUCAGACCUAACAUUUGUAAUCUCAUUUCCUGCUCACAAUAUCGUUAACCCUAUCUGUAACAAUAUAAAUGACUCUACAGUAUUUGUCACUGCCCUCCCCCUGCUAAAAUCUCCUGCGUCCAACGCUUCAAGUAUCAGCAAUUCUUUGAGAGAGAUGUUUGCUAGGCUGCCAUGGUUUCCAUGUUUUUGUUUAACAUGCCGUGACAAAUAAUUUUACAAAAACUUUUUAAACCACGUAGUAAACAUUUUUUUUCUUCUGUGAGCAAACAUCAGAUUUUUAUAGGUUUAUUACAUUUAUACUGAUUCUGUUAGAUAUGUUUAUAGCCUAUUCUGCAGCAUUGUCCAUUAAAUAAGCACGUACAACACAUAGUGAUAAAAUUAAAAGGGAGCUUUAGUGUUAAUAUGGGAGUUCUAGCUUGGGGGCUGUCCAAAUACUGUCCCGCAGGAUCUCCUGAUUGCCUUCCAGGGGUAUACGACCUGUGCACAUUGCAAAGCCAUACAAUUACACGGUUUCAUUCCUUUCUGCUGGGACUGUAUCUGAUUGAGGGAAAAGUAAUAUUAGGACAUGUCACUGGUGACAAGUCCACCAUUCUGGAAUGCUAAUAUGUGAGCGGGCUUGUCCAGCCUGAGACAUGGUGUGUGAGUAGGGUGGAGAGACCGUAAGGGGGCGAGAGAGUGCGUGUAGUGCAAGGAAAACUAGAGAGUGUAGGAGUGGGUGGAAAGCAAGGUUAACGGAUGGGGAGAGGGUUUGGAAAAAAAUGUAGAGCGCAAAAAGUCAGGAAUUGGGUAGAUCAAUGAAGAGGUGGGUGGAGCCAUGGAGAGUGUUACGCGCAUGCACAAGAGGUGUGAAACGCAGUUGUAAAGUGGGACAUGGCAUAGGAUAUUAGAAUAUGGGAAUUAUUCACGUGAGACAUGGACUUUAGAAAGGCAGAAACAAAGGUGUUUGAAGCUUGAAUGGAGGGGUGGGAUGGAGAAAUGGCAUAAAGGGAGAGAGAAGGUAAUGGAGGGUCAACUAUAGGGGAGAGAGCACAGAAGAAAGGUUGAUGUCCGUGAUGGAACAGGUUUGAGAGUGCAUGGAACAAGGUGCAGAUGGGAGAGCAGAUUACAUGCGAUUUUAAGGGUUGAGUUUAAAUAAAGACAAUAGAUCUGGAGCCUGAGAGUUUAAUACCAGGGCUAAAAGGUUAAGAGUUGGGGGUUCAGUCUUUGAUUAUGGGUACUGUGGUUGAGAAGUCUGGGUAAUCGACAGAAAACCUUUCCACUGAGAAUAACCAUGAAUAUGGAGGGGGAUAUACCUGCACAGUGACAGGUGGGGAGGAUCUGUCAAUAGAAGUCUUUACCACAAGAGUGAGGAAAGAUACUCCUAAUGUUGAAUUAUUUAUUGGCUGAGAGUGCUCAACUCACUCUCAGCCAAAAGAAUAAACGGCAGAACGAGCAGAGUUGCGCUAACUGAAUGUAAUUCAGCCGGCGUGAGAGUCGGUAUAGCACACGGCGCGACCCAAGUAAGAAGCAACGGAUUGAUCCUGACAUAACUGCCACUACAGUGGGCUGCAGUGGGUAUAAUGCUCAUAGUAGCCCUCUAUGCGUGCCAACAGAAUGAGAUUAUAAAAAUGUGGAUAAACUGUUCAGUUAUGUGCACCAAUCACUGGUUUGGCACUUUAAAACUAGUUAAGGAGAAUUUUACUAAGCGGGUCGGCAUUUCAGGAACGAUGUGAAACCAUUUUAUCAGACUGUAGAGGUGCUAACGAUUAUAUUUUAUGACACAAUGCCCCGGUCACAAAUUGCUUCUGUUAAAGGUAGGGAGAAAAACCUUUUUGUUUCUGUGUGCGCUUGUUGCAGGACCCACUCUGGAAGGUGCGACGCAGCCAGAAGCUCGACAUGUCUGCGCGACUGGAGCUGCAGUCUGCUCUGGACGCAGAAAUAAGAGCCAAGCAAGUGGUACAAGAGGAGCUGAGGAAAGCAAAGGAAGCAAAUGUUUCAUUUGAAAGGUACACCCUGUGUUUGAGGUUUUAUAAUGUACAGCUGCAGGGAAAGCCUAUACGCUUAUAAUGCACUGUGGGGUUAAAUUAUUUUACUGUGAAAUUAAGAAGGAAUGUUUACCCCCGUGGUAGAUCAUGUUUAGCAUAUUGUGUUUUUAGAUAAAUAAAAAAAAUUUAAAAAAAGAUUCUGAAUUAUUGAAAGCAUUAACAUUCCUCUUACCUACCCUAAUGAUCUCUCCCCUUCUGCGAAAUUUAAUGAUUGCCAAGUGCCCAGAUGAAUGUGCAUUACCUUUAUAUAAAUAUCUAAACCGUUUGCUUUCGACCUAAAACAGACAUAUCAGAAAAUAGCAAUGGUUGCCUUAUGCCUAGAGCCAUUAUUACGCAAUCUUAAAGGAACACUAUAGUCACCUAAACAACUUAAGCUAAAUAAAGCAGUUUUAGUGUAUAGAUCAUUCCCCUGCAAUUUCACUGCUCAAUUCACUGCCAUUUAGGAGUUAAAUCACUUUGUUUCUGUCUAUGCAGCCCUUGUCACACUUCCCCUGGCUCUGAUUGACACACCCUGCAUGGAAAAAAACAACUGGUUUUACUUUCAAUCAGAUUUAAUUUACCUUUAAUAAUUGUAUCUCUUUCUCUGUAAAUUGAACUUCAAUCACAUACAGGAGGCUCUUGCAGGGUCUAGCAAGCUAUUAACAUUGCAGGGGAUAAGAAAAUCUAAAAGAGAACUUGCAACAAAGGAAAGAAACUUUAGAUGAUUCUCUAAAAGAAGUAUUUAGGGAGGCUGUGUAAGUCACAUGCAGGGAGGUGUGACUAGGGUUCAUAAAAAAAAAAAAGAAGAAAAAAAAUGUGAGUUAUACUCCUAAAUGGCAGACAUUUGAGCAGUGAGACUGCAGGCGUAUGAUCUAUAAACUAAAACUGCUUGAUUAAAGGACCACUAUAGUGCCCUGAGGGUGCCCCCACCCUCAGGGUCCCAUUCCCGCCGGGCUCUAGGGGGUGGAAGGGGUUAAACUUACCUCUUUCUCCAGCGCCGGGCGGGGGACUCUCCGCCUCCUUUCCUCCUCGGCUGAAUGCGCAUGCACGGCAAGAGCCGCGCGCGCGUUCAGCCAGUCUCAUAGGAAAGCAUUCACAAUGCUUUCCUAUGGACGCUGACGUCCACUGUGAUUUUCACAGUGAGAAGCACGCAAACGCCUCUAGCGGCUGUCAAUGAGACAGCAACUAGAGGCUGGAUUAACCCUAAUAUAAACAUAGCAGUUUCUCUGAAACUGCUAUGUUUUUAUAGAAAAAAAGGGUUAAACCUAGCUGGACCAGGCACCCAGACCACUUCAUUAAGCUGAAGUGGACUGGGUACCUAUAGUGGUCAUUUAAGCUAUAGUUGUAUUGGUGACUAAGCUUUUUCACUAAUCCAUUUCCCUUUCCUGAUCAUAGUUUAUGUUGGGCCCCUUCAGUCUCGAUAAAAACAUAAUUGUAUCUUGCAGGGUUAUUCACUAAAGGGAACAUCGUUGGAAAAUUAAAGGGAUUUUUACUCCAAUUACCAUAACACUUCAGUGAUUUGGAGUGGGCACGGUGACUGGAGUCUGUGGACUCACUAUGAAACACUGUACAUACAUUGUCUAACCCCUCUGCUACUGGUGGUGUAACUCCACCUCUGGUGUUGUCAUUGGCAAUCGCACAACAGUUCCAGGCUGGCCCACGUCAAUUUUGUGCAUAUUCCUAUGUACAGAAUUGCAUUAGCUGAGAGCAGUUCCUGCUUUUAGAACUCUGCAAAAUGUGGAUGUCUCUGGUGGCCAUCCUGUUUUGUUAAUAGGUCUCUCUUUAAAGUGAUGUUGCUUAUGGCAUGAAAUGACUUUAUCACUGUUAAUAUUUACAAACUCUUUGUAGCAAACUGAGAGAAGCAGAAUCGAAAAACCAAGAGCUGCAAGAGGAUGUAAGAAGCUUGAAGAAAAAGCUGGAAGAAAAACUAAAAGAUGAUAGCGGUGCGUUUAGCGAACACUUGCUGUGAUUUCCAUUGGUAUUUCAUAAUCCAGUGUGCCAUUCUCUUUACUUUGGCUCUGCUUUCUUCCAGGAUUGAAACUUCCUGACUUUCAAGAGUCAAUAUUUGAAUAUUUUAACACCUCUCCACUGCCUCAUGACCUUUCGCUGAGAGUGAGUAUACUUUGUCAUGUUUGUCUCCAAUCCGCUAGCUUAUGUUGGUGUAAACGUUGAUAGGAGCAAUGAUCCUUAUCAGUUCUGAUGGAGCAGUGAUAGUGAAAUAUUAGAAUUAGAAGCCAGUUAGAAUUAUUGAAGAGCCAGUCUGUUCUUUGGGUACCCUCCCCCCUUCGGAGCCACAGUUGUACUAUAUUCUUAGAGAUCGCGGUAAAAUGCUCACAAUACGGCACUAGCAUGGAUUUAUUUAGAGGCGAUGACUGCCUGGCUCCUGGUUUUGGGGACAGUCAUUCUUUGGGAAAUCCUAUUAUUUUUCGUAGUAGAUCUGCAUGCCUAAAGAUCAUACAUUCCCUAAAGGCUAACCUCACAGAAUACAUUGAGCUCAACUGUCUUGGAUCUACAGAGUUACAAUAGGUUUGUUCCUGCCAUCCUAAGUUUCUCCUCCUGUUAUCUGACCCCAGGUAGCUGGGUGCAAGCACAUCAGUGAAUGUGUUUCCAUCUAUGCAAACAAGUUGCUCACAUGGCACUUUGCUUAUGUGCAUGCUUAGGUAGCUCGUUAACCGGUAGUGUGGUCAUUCCUCAUCCCUGUGUCAAGCACAAUAUAUACCUCCUUCCUGAUCUGGGAUAUGCCGGUACCUAUAUAAUAAUUCUAAUACCAGUACUGCACUGUCUGGAUCUGAACCAGUAAAUGUCUAGCAGCUCUGUGAUCAGCAUGCAUCUUUUUGACCAUUGCCCCUGGCAGUGGAGAGCAUAGAUAAAUGCCAUUAAUUCAUCUAUUUCCCAGAAAUAAAAGGGCUUUCUGUUUUAGUCACUAGGAUCAUGAAUUGUCCAGAUUUUAGACCGCCCAGUUGCUUAUGCUCUGCAAGCCUUAUGGGACCUGUAGUUCUUCAUUAAUACAGGCUUUUCUGUUGGUACUGAAAGAGUUAAACCCUUUCUUUCUACACAGCAGACUACUGUGCAUUAUUAUCUGUGAUGGCAUUGACAGGCCUAAAUUAGAGUGUGUUUAUUUUAGUACGCUACCCCCCUCUCCAACCAUCACUGAGUAUCCAUUAUGAUCUGACUGUCUGUAUCGAUUGCCUCUCUGAACAGUAUGUAUAUGUGGGUUUUAAGUGCUUUUUUUGUGUCCCUCGUGUUUGUCACCACAAAGGAACCAGUCUCUUCUCCGUCUAGAUCCUCACUGCUAGCCUUUUGGGAAGAUGUAAGUCCUCUUUCAUAGCUUUUAAAACCAGAUAUCAAACCUCCAUCCCGUAACUUAUAUCCUUGUCCUGUUCUAGUCCUAUACAGUGUGUUGUCAUAGACUAACCUCUAAACUAUAGGUUGAUUUUAUUAAAAUUCAGAUUUUUCUCAAUAACCUACUACAAGCCAAUAAUAGGUUCCAUGUUACCUUCAUUUUCACCCUCUUUUAAUUGAACCAUUUUUUUGCCAUAGGAGUCUACUUCAUUGGCCCUUUUGGAAGACAAGAGGGAAUUAACUUGCUUUUUGCCAUUUAUAUGUAGACAGGAGCUGGUCCUUGUGUAGCUCUUUUUUAAUUUGACAUUUAUAGGCUUUGAUUUAAAAAAAUGCGCAUUUUGACGCUUUACAUUUCACCCCACUUUAGAGAGAACAUUCUUUAUGUUCGUACGGUAGGCUUGUACCCUUAUGAGGCCGGUACAAGAAGAGUUAACAUUAUCACUCUGAUUACAUGCAGCCAAGUGAAUGUAAAAUAGUUUCCAGAUUACUUUUACAUAUGUUUGGCAUAAUAAGCAUCAUCUCUUGUUAUUUGUUUUAGAGUAAUUACAUCCCUGUGUUUGUCUUUGUGAUUAGAAGUAUGAAUGUGUUUGGAAUUUCAAUUUUGCAAAACAUUUAUUGAACAUUUCAAAAAAAAAAAAAAUAAUCCCUCAUCAAAUUGCCUUAUUUUGAUCAUUCCCGGCCUCUUAAGUAAGAUAUCUGUGUCUCGGGGCCAAAAAUUGACUUUCUCACACUAAAGCCUUGACUUAAUAAGCUGUCCAAAUCAUUCCAUACUGUUAGAAAAACUUAAUAAAUGAUUUCUCUACAGAAGUCACCAUUGAAGUCUAUGGGAGUUUCUGUCGAUAAAUCAUUUGUAAUGUUUUUCUAACAAUAAUGAAUCAUUUUGAAAGCUUAUUAAAUUGAUGGCUAAAUGUUUAUCCGCUUCAAGCUAUAUAUAGCUUUAUAAAAUUGUUACUCAACAAAGAUAAGCAGCCGUGAUACUUUUCUUCAACUGAGAAGUGGCUGAGAUAUCCCAGCCGAUCCCUAAUCUCAUGAUAGAAUUUAUUUUUAUUGUUUACCUAUUUUACAGCACUACAGAAUCUGUUGGCACUAUAUAAAUAAUUGUAAUUGUUUAGAAGCCAAUAUUUAAAAUGGACCUGCCUUGAUAUGUUCUGUCCAACUCUGUUUAUCAUUUUUCUUCAAAAUAAUUCCCUGUUAGUAUAUUGGGGAUGUAAUUUAUCUCUAUGGGACUCUGUUAAUGAAGGUUUUGUAAGUCCCAGUCAGAAUGCUGACCAGCUCCAGUGUUGUAUCUCUCCUGUUUUUAAUCCCAGAUCCCCAUUUCGGGCUCUCCCAUCCUUUGAGUGCCCAAAGCUUAUAAUAUGUGCGUAUGUCUUAGGGACACAUAUUAAGUGAAAUGAACGUUAUCCUCUGAAGUGAACGUGCCAUAUGAUUGCACAAUAUUUAAUCUACACAUCAAAAUGUUUGCAAAGUCAUUAAUGGAAAUGUCUUGCCUUUGGCUAUGUCCUGGCAUCUAUCCAUACAAAACCCCUGUGAUAAUAUUUACAAAGCACGCAGUCACACACUGUGCAUCAUGAGUUCUUUACAAAUACAUAGAUAUGUAAAUGACAAAUAACAUGCUCAAACACAGUCCUCUGAGAGAGAAAUUAUAUUUUAUGUAAUUAAUAUAAACUUUAUUCUAUCAAUUCUUCCUGGGAUGUGCAGGGGGGGGGUCACACGUGCUACUAUUUCAAUCCCAGAAUGUUUUUUCACCAGCACUUUGAGUGUGGUAGCAGUACCUCCAUAAACAUUUAAUCUGUAUGUUUGUUAGUAAUUUAACAAACACAAUGGAGGAGAUAUGUAAGAAUGUGAAAAAUAGAAAAGUUGUGCAGUAUCAUUAAAAAAAUUAAAUAAAAUGGAGCAAUCGCCGUGGAAACCAAUUGAAUCAAAAGAAAACAUUAUUUUCUAUCUGGUUUGCUUCACCGUUGGAAAGUGGCGCCCCCUUUCUCUUACAGACUUUUCUAAAUCUCCCUAAUGUAUAGAUGGAUUGUUACAGUCCCAUUGCGUGGCAGGUGCAAUUAUUAGUGUGACUGCUCAGGUUUUGGGAGACUGAACUUUAUAAACAGACCUGUGCAGAUAAGUACAAACUUGCUUCUCCCACUCUCCUAACAUAUACUUUAUCUAUAUUACAGUAAGUACAACCUUUAGCUCUGCAUUACCAAUGCAUUGACUUCAUCAAUAAUGAAUAGAGAGAGAGAGAGGAAGUUUAUUAAUUCCUCCCCAGGCUGCACACAAGUUUGAUAAUGUGCUUGGCCAAAACGUGGAAGGCAGACCCAGCUCUGAAGGCUCAGAUCAAUGCAGAGAUCAGGAUGGAGAAGCUGACAGCUGCUAUCAAUAUAAUCAAUGACCACUUCUUGAAAAUAUGGAAUUGGUUCCAAAGGGUUUGACUCUUAACUUGUGGUGUAGUCAGGGGAGGGUGUUCACCAGGAGUGCAUCCGGCCUUUGGUUCUUUCUCUUUCUUUUAUCUCACAAUCUCGUCUCUCAAUUUCCGCUUCGUAGUUCAGUGACACAACUAUCUCUAGCUGGUUAUCGAGAUCGGUGACAAUAUUUCACGGGACUGGAAUUUGUCCUUUAUUCUCCUGCCACCUUUGGGGGUGUCUCCUCUUUUGUACUCUGUUGGUACUAUUUCCUGUAUUACAUUAAAAUCUCAAUAAAAACAAUGAAGUAAACAAAUCACUACAUGCUGAUAUACAGCACUGCUUGCUUCACAAAUAAUAGUACGUGUUCUAGCCAGGUCUUGGCCUUACGACAAAGUUUGAGUUUUGCCUUUCUUUUUCAGCUCGUGAGAUUUCUACUUUAAAAACAUGUAACGUUGGCCAAUGGACCAUGCGCUUUAUAUUCGUGUUUUAUUACUUCUUUUUGUGAUCACUGUUUUGUUUGUUUUACAGACUAGCACUAUUAUUGAACACGAUAUCCCUUCUUUUAAAUCUGAUGUUUCCCCGUCAUUAUCUGUUCCAUCAGCUUUGGAACAACAUCAAGAGGCAAGUAAUUGUUUGAAUUAAAGCCUUCCUUGUUUUAAAAAAAAAAAAAAAGUACAAUCUAGUCAUUAAUACAGGAGUAGCCAGUAGCAUGUAUAGGUUUUUAUUGUAUGUGUAUAUGUCUUACUCAUGAAGUAACACAUUGCAGAACCUGUUUUACAGACUGCACAAAAUGUUCUGUAAAUUAAGUGAAAUAUCAUCAGAAAAAAAAGUGUAUCUCUUAAUGGAUUCAUUUUACAAUAGUUAAAGGGACGCUCUAAACAGAAAAAAUUAAGUUUAUCUUUAAUCUAGUGCCGAAAUAGCUCCUCUUCUAAGCCUGAUCUGCUCUUGUAGAUGUCAUCAGGCCACAGGAAGUAGCUUGGUAAACAUUCUCACAGAGAAGCAUUGAUGACAUAGAGCACACGUGUCUUAGAAUUAAGAAGCUAUGAAUUAUCUCGGCACACUAUGCAUUCUAACCUACUCACUGGUUUAAAUUUGGUUAAGAAUUACACUUCCUGGCUCUGAUUGACAUGACUGCAACACAUAGCUACAAGCUCCACUUUAAGGAGAGCUUAAGAGUGAAUUAAACCCUCACAUUUCAGGGACAUAAUUUAAAAUGUACAGUGUUCAUGUUGUGUAGAAUGUAACUCUAAAAUAAGCUACCUCAUUUAAGAGAGCUGUUAUUUCUGUAGUAGGAAGGCAUGGAUUCCUAGAAAGCACAUGGUGCACAUAGCAGAUGCCAAUAAUUCAGAGAGAAAACACACUUAGUUCCAUUUGGUUUUGGAGACCUUUCACAAAGGGUUGAGUUUGCGUGAGACAUACCUAGCAUGCAUUGUAGAAAGCAAGCUCACUGACCAGCUCUGGUAGUUACUUAAAAUGUAAAAGGAAUUAAAGAGGGGUGAGCUUAGACUGAAUAAGACUUUGUAGAGCCGGUUGAAAACUUUCUGAGGCACUGGUUGGACGAACAGACAUGUAGUUGUAACCAGACAAGUUGGACACACAAGAACAGAGAGGUUGAGGGCCCUGCUCAAUGAGCUUGCAUGCUAGAGGGAGUGGGAUAAAAUGACACAAAAAGCUAAGGAUAGUAUUAGACUAGUGACAGUUGUAGAAGAGGAAUCAGUUGGGAGCUAUUAACAGUUUAAUUGAUACGCUUUUAUGAAGAAGUGGGUUUUUAACGAUUUUUUGAAGGAGUGGAGACUGGGUGAGCAUCCAAUGGAGGAGGGAAGGGAGUUCCACAGGAACGGUGCAGCCCUCGAGAAAUCUUGAAGGCGAGCAUCAGAGGUGGGAACUCAAGUCACAUGUAUUUUUUUUCCCCAUAAAAAUUGUGAAUAUACUUGGUAAAUAUACAAACGCUAUUCGGACUCCCAUUAAAUAUGCCUACUUCAAAGUGUGUUUUUAUUUUAUUAGUGGGGAUGUUUUGUCUUUACCUUGCAUAAACAUAUUCGCAUAUUACUUAAAAACUUUUAUUAUUUUCCUUUGUUAUUUUAGGAGCCGACACCAUCUUUAAAACCUGUCCCUUCUCCCACUUUCACACCAAUCUCCAUCUCGGUCCCAAAGGUAAGGUUUUUGGAUUUCUAUAGGUAAUGCUUUCUAUAUAAUGACUGGAGUAGAAGUCGCUCUGUGUCAGCACACUAAAUGUUCAUUUAUUGGCGUUUUCCAUGUAUUUUAUCCCCACUGUCUAGUGUACACAAUGCGCCUGCAUUUCUAUGAUUUUGAACGGUUAAUCUUUGAAUACUCGUAUAAUUUAGUAACAUAUGUUUAAAGGCCCUUGUGGGAAAAUAUCUGUUAGUGUUUUACUAUAUAUUUUUUUAUUACCUAGGAUAAUUGUUUCUUUUAUGUUGGGAAUUGUAUUUUACAGCUCAAAGUAGUCUCUCCUGGGUAAAUUCAAUGCUUCUGUGUAACAGUGUUGAAUUGGUUAAGGCUGCAGGUUAAAUAUUUUAGUAAUCUUCCAGUCUGCUUACGCUUAGGGACUAGUGAUGGUGUAUAUUUAAUUUCUUUACACACAGUCAUUUUAGGACAUCACAGAAAAUCUUGUCUUUUUUUUGCACUGUAAGCUAAAUAUAACCAGGAAAAUAUGUCCAUUCCAGCAUUGUGGGCCAUGAAAAUCUCAGUCCUCAUAAGGAUUACAACCUGGAAGUGACUCAAGACCAUUAUAAAUAAAAUGUAUGUAACCACUGCCAGCCCCAAAAUGCAACAAAGGCUGCCUGAAGAACAUGGCAGCACCUUGUAUCUGACAACAUUGGUUACUCCAUAUGUUGCUGAUUAAAGUUUCUCACCUAGCUGAAAGGUUAUAGUGUUUUUGUAUAUUUUUAUUUUCUCCCCUGUGAGUCGAGGAGUGCCGUGUGUUCCAAUCUUUCUGCCGAUGACACGUUUAGCACUCUUCUGUUUCAGAUGCCAGGAAGUAGCAUGAACGCUUAUCCUUCCACAACAUGUGAAAUGGCACCACUUAAUGUUUCACAAGAUCUGCGUUUUAACCUCGAUCGUUCUAUAAUCAGAAAGUCUGUUCCAGCAUUUCUCAACCUUCUUUCAUAUUAUAGAUGAGAGAUUUCCAGCCACACACACUGCACAGUUACAGGAUUAUUCACUAAAGUCAAAAUUCAAAGUCGGUUUUAAAUUGAAGGCCAGAGUAGCCGAACUGAGAGCAUAGCUGUUAUUUGGCUAUUUUGACCUUAAAUUUGAAAUUCUCCUUUUGUUAAAAAUUUAAAAUAAUUCUGUUUUUAUAUAUAAACCAGAAAAUGUUUGCAGCAUCCUAAGAGAUAACUUGUGCUAUAGUUUUAUUGUUCACCUCUAUUAAAUACAUUUUUUUAAUGUUUUGUUUAAAAGAAAAUGAUAUUUACUUGUAACAUGGUGUGAUGUGUACGGUGUUCUUCAGUCGUAGUGGAAUUCUGAUAAUGUCUAUUGCCUCCUGCUGAACUUUAAACUCACCAACAGUAUUUUAUUUCAGCCUAAAGCCCAUCAGCUUGUAAUAAAGUCCUUCUUGAGCCCGACACAGUGUUCCCACUGCACAUCGCUUAUGGUUGGAUUAGUCCGGCAAGGUUACGCUUGUGAAGGUAUGUGUGUACAAAUAUUGUGUAUGCCCAAGACUUGACAUGAAUGAUUAUUAUUUUUUUUAAGGUUCAUUCCAGGACACAUAACUACCAGUGAUUUGACUAUAACAUGUUGUUUUUUUAUUUUAUUUUUUAAGUUUUUAUUUUGUUUUUAUAAAUCAAACAAUUGUGGUUGGGGGAUACAGAAAAUAAGGGGGGGGUUGAUUCACCAGUUACAUAACCAUCAAACGAAGUUACCAUACUCUGCAUCGUAAUAUACAUCAUGGUCUAAUGGGAGGUUUACAAGCUACAGCAAGUAUAUAUCGGGACUUGCGCCUUCAAGGGUAGAAGCCGUUUGUGAAUCAAGUUACACAAACGCACCAGGGUUGCCUCUUCAACCAGUUUGUCUUAAUCUCAAUGAGUGCCAAAGCUCCCAAGCAGCUAUUGUAGUUUCAGAGGGAGGGAAAAUGCUGCUGUUCCAGCGUUGGUAUAUGCAUUUCGUAUUUAUUUUCAUUGGGAGGGAGGAACAAGAUGGAGGGGAUUUAGAUUGCCAUGGUCUCGCAAUAUUAGUUUCCUCUUAUGAGUUGGCAGGUCCUCAGGCAGUUCUAGGAGAAGGUAUGUUAAUGGAUUAAACGGUACUUUACAAGUAGUCGUAUCAAGCACCAUUAUCUUUUUAUGUCCUAUAAGGGUUCAGCAAUUUUUGGGGUUUGGUAGUCAGCUUUUCCCAUUGUUUACGGGAGAUUGCACAUUGUAGGUCAGUUGACCAUUGGGUUGCUUGUUUCAAUUCAAAAUAUGGAGUAAAUGCCUACCAGUAAGCUAUAGCACACGGAGAUCAAUUUACAUUUAUAAGGCAAUUUUUGCUUCAUACCGAUAUCUUCCCAAUGUCCUCUGCUCCUUGUGCUUCUCUUGGUACGUGCUUCCUUAAAAAGGAAGGCGUUGUAGGUGUAAGUAUUGUGAUGUGUCUUUUAGUUUGUAUGUGGAUGAUAAGCCUGUUUUAGAUGCGUAAUCCCAUAGUCCCUCCAUGGUCUAGCAUGGAAUGUAGGCAGAUUGAAGUUGCUUUAGAGAGGGGGGUGGUGUGGGAUAGUUUAGUUCGGUUGAGGUCCCAGAUCUGGAUCGCUAGUUUCACUUGUGCAGGUGCAGAGUGGGUUUUUUUCAUUGGUAAUAUGAAAAAAGGGUGAGAGCAAUCCAGCUUGCAGGACCUGAGCAAUGGGUUUUGCAUAUAGGGCGAAAAUUUGUGUGAUGAUCUGUCUAGGAAACCCAUACAACAUCAGUGUCUGUGUCCGGAACGGCCAACCGAGGCAGUCAAGCGCUUUCUCUGCGUCUAGGGCCAGCAGGAGACAGCCCCGCCCGGCCACCAUGAAGUGUUCCAACACUAGUGACAGCUUUCGUGUAUUGUAUUGUCGAGUCCCCGUCUCCCCCUGACUAAGCCUGUUUGGUCAUCUUUAAUAACAGAGGGUUGAAUGGGGGUCAGCCUAUUGGCUAUUAUCUUGUCGUAGAUUUUGGCGUGUUGAAUAGGGAAAUAGGGCGGAAAUUCUUGCAUGUGUUAGGGGGCUGCCAUGGCUUGGGUAGUGUGACAACUGUAGCAAGGAGCAUCUCUGGUGGGAGAAAGCCCAUCUCAGUGGUUUUAUGAUAUACUGUUAGAUGAUGGGGUGCCAGUAUAUUAGCAAACUUUAUUAUAAUAAGAAUUUGACAGUCUGCCCGCCCCACGGCGAUUUGUUGGAUGGUAAUUUCUGAAUCACCUCUGUAAUUUUCAUCUAGGGUUAUGGGGUUAAGCAAAGUGUCAGUUUGGGGUUGGGUGAGCUGAGGGGAUUUAAAUUUCUCAAGGUAUUUUGAGAUAGAGUGACGUACCUGGCUCAGUUUCCAAAUUAUAGAGUUGUGAAUAGUAUUUUGCUAAUUCUUCGCUGAUCUGUCAGGGUCUAUCAGUUUGGUGCCUGCAUUGUCAUUAAGGUAAGCAAUUUUUGAGGCCAAGCUUUUGUUCCGGAGCCUAGCUUCUAGGAAACUAGAAGCUUUGCCUCUGUUGUGGUAGGAAUUGGCGCAAAGCUUAUGUAGGAAAAAUGUGGUCUUGGCAGGUUAGUUUGUCAUACAAUUGUUUAAGUUGUACAGCUAACUCCGGGGAUGGUUUUAAUUUGUUCUCUGUAGAUAUCAGGGCUAUUUGUAUGUAGCAGUCCUCUAGGGUAGUUUGGUGCUACCUUUUUAGAAAGGAGGAGCUUCUAAUAAACAGUCCUCGGACUGCUGCCUUGUGGGCUGACCAAAUCGUAUUGGUAGAGGUGGUGCCAUCAUUGUUUUCGGUAAAGUAGUUUCGGAGCUUGUCCCCAAUUGUGUUUGUAAAGGUUGCAUCUGAUAGGACUGACUCGUUAAGGCGCCAAGUACAUUUGCCCCGGGAAACUGGACUUUGGUCAGACCAUAAAAUUACUCCUAUGGCGCAUGUGGAAAGUUGACCCAAAGCUAUGCAAUCUAGAAUAAAAUGUGCCAAUGCAAGUGUAGGUAUUGUGUACCUGGGAAUGGAAUGUAUGAUCUUGCUCUGUGGGGUGCAAGGUUCUCCACCCAUCAUUAGGCCGUGGAGUGCUAGAGAGUAGUUAAACAUUUCUUUCUUUUACUUGUGGUGUCAGCUGUUGUGUCUUGUUGUAGGGACUGAAUAGAAUUAAAAUCCCCGCUUAUGAUAAGGCCUCCCUGUCUAUACAGGGAGUGCAGAAUUAUUAGGCAAAUGAGUAUUUUGACCACAUCAUCCUCUUUAUGCAUGUUGUCUUACUCCAAGCUGUAUAGGCUCGAAAGCCUACUACCAAUUAAGCAUAUUAGGUGAUGUGCAUCUCUGUAAUGAGAAGGGGUGUGGUCUAAUGACAUCAACACCCUAUAUCAGGUGUGCAUAAUUAUUAGGCAACUUCCUUUCCUUUGGCAAAAUGGGUCAAAAGAAGGACUUGACAGGCUCAGAAAAGUCAAAAAUAGUGAGAUAUCUUGCAGAGGGAUGCAGCACUCUUAAAAUUGCAAAGCUUCUGAAGCGUGAUCAUCGAACAAUCAAGCGUUUCAUUCAAAAUAGUCAACAGGGUCGCAAGAAGCGUGUGGAAAAACCAAGGCGCAAAAUAACUGCCCAUGAACUGAGAAAAGUCAAGCGUGCAGCUGCCACGAUGCCACUUGCCACCAGUUUGGCCAUAUUUCAGAGCUGCAACAUCACUGGAGUGCCCAAAAGCACAAGGUGUGCAAUACUCAGAGACAUGGCCAAGGUAAGAAAGGCUGAAAGACGACCACCACUGAACAAGACACACAAGCUGAAAUGUCAAGACUGGGCCAAGAAAUAUCUCAAGACUGAUUUUUCUAAGGUUUUAUGGACUGAUGAAAUGAGAGUGAGUCUUGAUGGGCCAGAUGGAUGGGCCCGUGGCUGGAUUGGUAAAGGGCAGAGAGCUCCAGUCCGACUCAGACGCCAGCAAGGUGGAGGUGGAGUACUGGUUUGGGCUGGUAUCAUCAAAGAUGAGCUUGUGGGGCCUUUUCGGGUUGAGGAUGGAGUCAAGCUCAACUCCCAGUCCUACUGCCAGUUCCUGGAAGACACCUUCUUCAAGCAGUGGUACAGGAAGAAGUCUGCAUCCUUCAAGAAAAACAUGAUUUUCAUGCAGGACAAUGCUCCAUCACACGCGUCCAAGUACUCCACAGCGUGGCUGGCAAGAAAGGGUAUAAAAGAAGAAAAUCUAAUGACAUGGCCUCCUUGUUCACCUGAUCUGAACCCCAUUGAGAACCUGUGGUCCAUCAUCAAAUGUGAGAUUUACAAGGAGGGAAAACAGUACACCUCUCUGAACAGUGUCUGGGAGGCUGUGGUUGCUGCUGCACGCAAUGUUGAUGGUGAACAGAUCAAAACACUGACAGAAUCCAUGGAUGGCAGGCUUUUGAGUGUCCUUGCAAAGAAAGGUGGCUAUAUUGGUCACUGAUUUGUUUUUGUUUUGUUUUUGAAUGUCAGAAAUGUAUAUUUGUGAAUGUUGAGAUGUUAUAUUGGUUUCACUGGUAAUAAUAAAUAAUUGAAAUGGGUAUAUAUUUGUUUUUUGUUAAGUUGCCUAAUAAUUAUGCACAGUAAUAGUCACCUGCACACACAGAUAUCCCCCUAACAUAGCUAUAACUAAAAACAAACUAAAAACUACUUCCAAAAAUAUUCAGCUUUGAUAUUAGUGAGUUUUUUGGGUUCAUUGAGAAGAUGGUUGUUGUUCAAUAAUAAAAUGAAUCCUCAAAAAUACAACUUGCCUAAUAAUUCUGCACUCCCUGUAUUCCUCGAUUUUGUGUAGCAGUGAACAUAGGAAGGUAUGUUGAUCGGAAAAUAGGCAGAGACUACCGUGUAUUGUAUAUUGUUAAACGUGCCUGCAAGUAUUCUAAAUCUGCCUCUGGGAUCUGUGAAUGUCCUCUGUGGGAUGAAGGCCACAUUCUUAUGGAUGAGGAUGCAUAACCCUUUUGUUUUAUUGUUAGAGAGAGCUUGGUACAGUAUUGGGUAGCGUUUUGUCGACAACCUGUGUUUUUAGAUCCUGAUACAGUAGUCUUCGCUUUCAUGGGGAAUUAAGCCUCUUAACAUUAGAAGAUACUAUCUUCAUAGUGGGGGGAGGGCAUAACUUUGAGUUGAGUUUGGAGGAGCCAUGGGGUUUCCAAAGCGUGACUCCUGUGGCGGACCUUGCCACCUAUUUUGUGUGUUUUACCCUCAUUUCGCGUGUCUUACCCUUUUUCUGUUUGGGAGUACUUAAUUUGAAUAAGAUUCAUUCGUUCCCCGAACGAGGACCACCCCUAGGCCCCAUUAGAUUGUCCACAACAGCAACUUAAGUGCGAAACCGCAAGGGAAGUAAUCAAUGAAUGCUACCCCUGGGUGGCCGCCAUUUCGUAUAACUGAACGCACGCGGUCGACAAAAGAAUGGCGGCCAUCUUGUCUCCCAAACGUGGGCAGCGGUACUUGGUCGUCGAGUGCCUGGAACUCUUUUCGGCUAGGCAGUCGCACGAACGCCGGUAAAACCUAGACCGCUGCCUCGUUCUACUUCCUCGUGGGCUCGUGUUUCUGCAUGCCCGUACUAUUUUCUCUUUGACAUGGAAAAAGUGUACCCUGGUAAUAACAUCUCGUGGUGUCGAUGUCAGUAGAUGUUUAGGUCUUGGAGCCUAUGGGCUCCAUCGAUUAGGAGCUGGUCGGGAUGUAUAACCGGUGUGAUUGCCUGGAACAUCUCCAAUACGUAAGAUUUCAGAUCUGAGUUGGAGACCGACUCUGGGAUGCCUCUAAGAUGGUGGUUGUUCCUAUGAGACAGGUCCUCUAUAUAUGCCAGCUUUAUCCUUUUGGCCUCCAAUAUGGCAUCCAGCUCUUGCAUCUUAUCUGCUAAGCUGCCAUGUGCUCCUGCAUAUUCAUUCAUCUUCUGUUCCAUAUGCAGUGUGUGCAGGCCAAUGUCCUUGAUUUCCUUCUGCAAUUCCAUGGUACAGGUAUGUAUUUGGCUUGUGAUGCUGUUUUGGAUUGAGGCUGAGAAUUUGGACAUCAUUGCCCGCAUGGCUGAUGCGGUCAGGGGCCGCUAGUCUAGCUAGGAGCUUGGUGAGAUUGUAAGUUAUACUGAGCUUUCCUUGGAGCGCGGGUCGCCGUAAUCUUGGCUAGGCGUAGGACCUUCCCUCGAUUUCAGUGCAUUUGCUUGCACCAUAAAUAAAAACUAAGCCUGAUCCGCUUUGGCAGCCUUGUUUUUUUUGUCUCUGGGACAUCCUGCAGGUAUGUGCUAGUUUGUGGGUCCAAUUCUGCUCAAUUUUUUUUUUUAUAGCUCACAGGAAUCACGGGAGCUUCAUGAGUGUGCGUUCAUGCGGCUCGAACUCCAGACCACGCCCAUAACGUGUUUUAAUUAAAUCUGCAGAGAAGUGCUGCAAUUAUCAGUUGGUCGCACAUACCUUCAGAUUGUUGUUUCCAAGUAGAUGUACACGUUCUCGUACAGAAUAUAUACAUUCCUAAUUAAUGUGUUCUAGCUGAGUGGUCUAUGUUGCAGCCUGUACAUCCACUGCACUGAUAAACAGCUAAAAAUAGCUUCAGCCCCCAUCUGUUUGUAUACUCUGCCACCAUGCUGUCUGCGUAGAUGGCACCUUUGAGCAGGUUAAUUGGAGCCUUGUAGCAUCUGUGAUUUAACUUGUGUGUGUGCUAGUCAAAUCCUAAUAAAUGUAUUAUUCAUUUCUAUAGAAUGGCCAUGCUUGGGUACCUGUGUCUUAAUAUGAAGACUGUUAAAUUCAGACAUGUUUCUCUUAUUUUAGUGUGCCCGUUUGCAUGUCAUGUUUCAUGCAAAGACAGCUCCCCGCAAGUCUGCCCUAUCCCAGCUGAACAAGCCAAACGGCCGCUUGGAGUUGAUGUACAGAGAGGGAUCGGAACGGCUUACAAGGGCUAUGUGAGGGUAAGUAGAUUUACUCAAUGAGGUUGGUGAGUUUUCACAAUAGUCAUAAUAAAAACAGAUGUUCUUCUGUGGAUCAUCAGGUUUUCCAGAGCAGUUGUGUUUUUUUUUUUUUUUAUUCUGGCAACAUGCAGAUUGCAAUCCCAAUGUUAUAAUAUUAUGGGUUGUAAGUUGCUGUUGGUUCUGAAAGUGAUCUGUAAAUUUAAAUUGCUCACCAUUCUUUUACUAUAUGUAUGAACUAAAACAUAACCUUACUGCGCUAGCCAUAUGUGUUUAAAAAAUAUUUAAAAUAUAUUUGACAGAUCCCGAAGCCAACAGGAGUGAAAAAAGGCUGGCAGAGAGCAUACGCUGUAGUCUGUGACUGUAAGCUAUUUUUGUAUGAUGUUCCAGAGGGAAAGUCUACGCAGCCUGGAGUGAUUGCAAGCCAAGUUGUGGAUCUUAGGUGUGUAUGUUCUCUGAUAUCGGUAAAGUAUUUUAAGUGGAUGUAAAGCUUUGUAUACAAUCACUUUUGUCAGUCACUUUUACAUGACAAAAUUAUUAGAAAACAGAUAAUGUGGCCAUAGUACCACCUUUGUUGACUGCCGUAGAAGCCCCGGGGAGAAGAAAAUGACAAAUGGUUUAGUAUAUUUGGUAUUCAGAGAUUGUCUCUGCCAUUGUAUUACUGUUAGCAUCCUGGUCCCACUGACACUCUGUUCAGAUAAGGAGUGCUAAUGUUAAAAAUAAUUCAACAGUGUGAUCUGUCCUUCGUGCUCACUUUAGUGAUUUGGCCCCCUUCUUCCUCUCACCCUUUCUGUUAUUCCCUCCAUCUUGCAGGAUUGGUCCUCAGCAUCAGCAACUAAAUGUAACCUCUGCCAUGUAUCUGACCUGCCUCCAAAUAUCCCCAAACCUUGGUCAGAUUCUAUGUCUACCCCAGUCAAUGUCCAGGUCACUAAACAAUUCAUAGACUCACAGAAACACCGGUCUGCUCUUGUUCUUUGGCAUUUAGUUAUUUUGAUCGUGCACAUCAGUCAUAGGUAUAAUAAACAAGUAUUUCUUGGCUGCUGACUGUGCUGCAAGCUGUAACGAGUUUGGAUCUAAAGCCGUCUGCGUAUAAAAUGUUAUUAAUGUGUGUUCUGUUUGGCAUGGGUUCCAUAUUCCACUAGCUAUAUCGCUCUUUACUAAACUUCUGAUAGGAUAAACCGGUUAUCCACAAGUUUUUGUCAAAAUACACCUCAGCUAAUGUAUAUACCUAAUUAUACAUGCACUGUUGCUUUUUUUUUCUCUCUAAUUUCAUGUGGUAUGCACACAUCUGUGAAUUGUCCCAAUACUGUGUAGGUAGGCGUCAUGGGAGCUUGCACUUGUUACUUGUAGUUCUCACUGGCAGCACAGCGGUAUACGUUAAUCUUAAACAUCCAAAUAUAUUUAUGUAUGAAUUUGUUAGACUUUUGGCUGUCUCAAUAUAUAGAAGAAAUGUUCUGGCUAACACUAGCUCUUACUUUCAAUAUGCAUAAAGUGGAGUGGCACUCGCUAAGCAAUUUCCAUCCGUCGUGUCUCCAGACCAGGGCGGACCAUUCCCAACAUAUCAAGAAUCAUGAAGAUUUUACUGGAAAACCCUGCGUUUCGUCUCCCAUAGGAGCCUUUAUCAAACUAAAACAAACAUAGAGUGAAUUCCUUUAAAUAGCCAAUCACUUAAAGGACCACUAUAGGCACCCAGACCACUUCAGCUUAAUGAAUUGGUCUGGGUGCCAGGUCCAUCUAGGAUUAACCCUUUCUGCUGUAAACAUAGCAGUUUUUUUACCUAUGGGUUAAUCCAGCCUCUAGUGGCUGUCUCAUUGACAGCCGCUAGAGGCGCUUCCAGCUUCUCACUGUGAUUUUCACAGUGAGUAGACGCCAGUGUCCAUAGGAAAGCAUUGAGAAUGCUUUCCUAUGGACUGGCUGAAUGCGCGCGGCUCUUGCCGCGCAUUCAGCUGAUGACUGGAAAGGAGGCGGAGAGUCCCCACCGCCGAGGGAGCCCGGCGGUGGAGAAGAGGUAUGUGUUUAACCCCUUCCUCACCCUAGAGCCCAGCAGGAGGAAGACCCUAAGUGUGGGGGUACCUAAAGACCCUAUAGUGCCAGGAAAACGAGAGUGUUUUUCUGGCACUAUAGUGGUCCUUUAACCCCUUCAGGACGGAGUCAAUAGUGCAUGUUCUGAUCAAAACAUAAACAAAAACUGGAAUUUGCGCUAUAUGUCUGUUCAACUGUAAUUCACCGCUGUCACAUUAAGUCACCCACACUUAUUAUAUAUCAUUUUAUUCAGGAGAAACAGGGCUUUACUUUAUCAUUAACUAUUUAUAUAUGGAACAUAAUUUAUUAUGAAUAAAAUUUAAAAAAAUGUGAGAAAGUAAGAUUUUUUUAUUUGAGUUUCCGUCUAACAUUUUAGCUGUGAAUGUCAUAAUACUGUUAUGUUUUACUGCCACAGGCUGCUCACUGUUUAGUGGACAUGCCCCUACUUGCGGUAUAGCGCGUAGGGGCAUUGGAGAGAUUUUAAUCUCCCUUGUGCUAUUAUGGGGGUCAUAUUGACCCCGAUAGAGUGAGGGGGGACCUGGGGCUUAUGAAGUGGUGGGGAGCACUGCUCCCUGCCGCUUCUAUCUUUACAUAUUACAAGGACGGAGCAGAGUGCCGGUAGCUCCCUCCUUGUAAUAAACUGAACAAACAAACAAACACUGAUACAUAGUGUUUGUUUGUUCGGCUGAUAUUUCUAUUCACUCAUUCGUCUGUCUGAUGAAUGAAUGAAUAGAUGAAAUUCACGUUCGCAUGUCCAGGUGUUUCACUGGGCAUGUGCGGGAAUCUCACAGCGCCAUCUAGUGUGGGCAGAUGACGUGUCCCAGAGGGACUUCAUAUACCCACACAAAGAUGGUGGCGCCCUGAAUAAAGAUCGGGGCAGAAAAUAAGGAAUAAAAAAUAAGUAAUGUGGGGGGCUUAGGGGCAUUUGGGGGUGACUAGGGUGUGUGUUAGAUGUAGUGGAGGCCGGAGGGGGGUUAAAAAAAACAAAAAACAGGAUUUGGCAUGACAGUGGUUUUUGGAAAGUUACAGGGUCAAAUAUAGAACGUUCCAUUUUCAAAUUGAAAUUUGCCAGAUUAGUAAUGUUACCUUUGAGACCGUGUGGUAGCCCAGGAAUGAGAAUUACCCCCAUAAGGUCAUACCAUUUGAAAAAGUAUUGAAAGUGGGGCAUGUUUAGUCUUUUUAGUAGCCACUUAGUCACAAACACUGGCCAAAGUUAGCGUUCAUAUUUGUUUUUGUGUGAAAAAAGCAAAAAACUAAUAUUUGGCCAGUAUUUGUGACUAAGUGGCUACUAAAAAUGACUGGAGAUACCCCAUUUGCAAUACUUUGGGUUGGGUUGUCUGGUUUUGCAAAUGGUAUGCCAUCAUGGGGGUAAUUCUCAUUCCUGGGCUACCAUACGCUCUCAAAGACAACAUAACCAAUCUGGCAAAUUUCAAUGUAAAAAAAAUGAAAUGCAACUCUUAUAUGUGACUCUAACCUUCCAAAACACCAUAAAACCUGUACAUGGAGGGUACUGUUAUUCUCGGGAGACUUCACUAAACACAAAUAUUAGUGUUUUAAAACGGUAAAAUAUAUUACAACAAUAAUAUAGUCCAUAAAAGUGCCGUUCGUUAUUAAAAAAUGCAAAACUUGUCACUUUUACUUAAAAUAUCAUCGUUGUAAUACAAUUUACCAGUUUGAAACACUAAUAUUUGAGUUCAGCAAAGUCUACUGAGUAAAACAGUACCCCCUAUGUACAGGUUUUAUGGUGUCUUGGAGAGUUACAGGGUCAAAUAUAGUGCUUGCGAAUUAAAUUCUCUGCACUUUCUCCCUGUGUUGUCAGGCAUGUAAAUCAAAUUUGAAUGAAUCAAAUCACAUAAUUAUGUUAAAAGAUUACUUAAAUACACAUGUAGAAUUUUAAUAUAUAUGCAUUUAAAAUUCUAAUAUAUAUGCAUUAAAUUCUACGUGUGUACUAAUGUACUUUUAUGUAAUUAUAUGUAUAUAUAUAUAUAUAUAUAUAUAUAUAUAUAUAUAUAUAUAUAUAUAUAUAUAUAUAUAUAUAUAUAUAUAUAUGAAUAACAAAAUACAGUUAGAAUAAAAUUACAUAUGAAUAUAUAAUUUAUAUAAAAUUUUGUUUCAAUAUUUUAUUGUCAGGCAGCCCUCCAGAAGAGGAUUGCGGCGGAGGGGAGUACCGCGGACCUCCAGGGGCUCAAAGCCGUUACGGCGUUCUAUGCCGCCGCAACGGCUUUAAAGCCCACUUAAUGCGGGACGGCAUAGAACGCGUUAACGGGUUAAAGGGACACUGUAGUCACCAGAACUUGUAAAGCCUAUUGCAGUUCUUCUGGUGUGUAUAGUAUGUCCCUGCGGGCUUUUUAAUGUAAACACUGUCUUUUCAGAGAAAAAGCAGUGCUUACAUUAUUGCCUAGUAGCACCUCUAGUGGCAGUCACUCAGCCUCUAUGGGCUUUGCAUGGAGACGCUGAACUUUCACCAUAAAGAUGCAUUGAUUCAAUGGAUCUAUUUGAGAAAAUGCCGAAUUGCACAGAUCAGUGUGUUGCUCACAUGAACAAUAGCCUCCCAAUGCGUUCCUAUGGGAAAGCAUUGGAUGGCCUGAGAUCAUCAACUUUGACUAUCUCAGCCAUGGAGGUGGAGCCAGUUGAAGAAAGACCGUCGCGGUGUGCUAGAAAAAGUGAGUUUUAAUUAACACAUUUUUAGAGUGAUUGAAGGGGGGUGGGGGGGGACAGAGCAGUUACAUAAGUAGUCAGUUUAAGACGAUAGUGUCAGGAAGACAUGUUUGGGUUCCUGAAGCUAUAUUGUUCCUUUAUUGUGCCGAGUGCAAAUCAAUAGUUGCAUUAUGACAUCUUGCAGUGAAAUACAAAAAUAUCAUCAUAUCUUGUGCAAGUAAUAUAACAUUGCUCUUCUAUUUAUUAAAAUAUUUCCCAUAUUAUCAAUCUGUUUAGUAAAUGCCACAUUGUUACAUUAAUGCUUUUUCCCAUAAGUUUACUUAAUUUUCACCUUGCACACAUUACUGUCUGUGAUUGUGCGUUAAGUAGCUGGCAAUCUGUUACAGAGCUCUUCUUAAUCCAUUGUAUUGAUAUCCACUAGAUUCCCCCACUGUGUGCUCAGUGAUUGCUAGUUUGUCUGUAGAUACCAAACCAAUAGCUGUUGUGACCUUUUCAAUGUUCUACUUUAUUUAUUUUUAAAUGUAUUACUAAUUCAGUAGGUGUCAAAACCUAACUCCUUAUUAUCUGUUAACUAAUAUUUACUCCCAUUCUUCUCUUCGUUAAUCAGAGAUGAAGAAUUUUCUGUGAGCUCUGUCUUGGCAUCCGAUGUGAUACACGCCACACGCAAGGACAUUCCAUGCAUAUUUCGAGUAAGCCUUGUACAGAAGUGUUUUCUACUUGAAUGAUCAAUGAUGAAAUCAAAUUAGCAAUAAAGUCAGUUUAUAAAAGUGUUGAGAAAUAUUGUCAUAACAGGGGAACCAUACAAUUAAGGAUAUAUGUAUGUAGGGGUUAGUGGGGUAGUGGGAAUGAACAAUUAUUGAUAAAAGCAUAAAUACGUCAAAUAUAAUCGUAAAAUCCAAAUGGGUUAAAGUGGGGAAAAAUUGUGAUUGAAUACCCCUUGCCCCGGAAGUCUGUGGAUAGUUAAUACAAUGUUAAACAAAAAUCUGCACAUCAGUCAAGCCAUAAGACUUGCUUCUUUGUUAAAUUAAUAAGAAUGUGAUUGUUUAACUAAUUUGCAUAUACCCACCCAGAAUCCUUUGCGGAAGUAACAUCACUGCAGAUUUGUGAUUUCUGUGGGAAAAGCAAGUCUUAUGGCUUGACUGGUGUGCAGAUUUUUGUUUAACAUUGUAUUAAUUAUCAAAUAUAAUAUAUAUGUAUAUGUUGUACCCAAAAUAGCACCCGUUUUUCUUUUUCUAAACCUCUCUGGUUAUGAACCCUGGAUUAAACAGAAAUGAAAGGUACAUGUGAUAAAUGGCAAUCACCCAUGUCAGAUGGUCUGUAGCAUUAUCUUCAAUCACAAUUAUACAGAUAACCAGCCACUCAUUUUAUUUUUACUGUACCUUUACGGCAUAACACCAGUACAGUGUUUUAGCUCUCUGUAGCCUUUCUGAAUAAAGGUGCCUUAAUACAAUCAAUGCAUGUCUGCCAUUCCCUAUAUGUUGGAUAUAGAUUUCAAUGCUGCAGAUUUAAAAUCCAAGCGUCUGAUAGCAGCUUAGGCUUGGUGCAAUUAUACUUGUGUUUUUUUGCUGUCUAAAGGUUUUCUUAUUGGCUGUAUAGGUGACAGCCUCUUUUCUAGGUUCGCCUAAGACCACAAGCUCUUUAUUGAUCCUAACGGAGAAUGAAGUUGAGAAGCGGAAGUGGGUUGGUAUCUUGGAAGGCCUGCAGUCUAUCUUACAAAAGAACAAUCUUAAAAACCAGGUGGUGCAUUGUCCACAGGAAGCAUAUGACAGCACCCUGCCCCUUAUUAAAGCAGCAUCGGCUGCCGCUAUUGUAGGUAUGAACGUCCUUAUCUGAUCAUCUGUGAACCAUCUUUUAAUUGCAUGUAAUAUACUGCUGUUUAUAUUUGUGAUCUGUGAUCUAUUUGUGAUCUGAUGUUUGUUCAGCAUUGUAAACAUUCGAUUUGUAAUUUAAUGUGAUUAACGAUUCACUGUCUUCUCCAACCUAGAUAAAGAUCGAAUAGCUGUUGGCACAGAAGAGGGACUGUAUGUAAUAGAGGUGACGAGAGAUGGUAUGUUAACUUUGAUUUACUAAGUCGUUUAUAAAAUAAUUUAUUGCAUCUUGGGAAAUAGUAUCAAACUUGUAAUAGCUGUUUGUUAGAAUAAUUGUUAAUGAUUUAUGAAUAACAUGUAUUUUGUUAAUUGCUUAGUUGACCUGGAAAACCAGAGAUUUUCCCAACAUCUCUUUUCUGAGCAUAAGAUGUUUGGUAUGUGUUGAGUGAUAAUUUGGAUUCCACGGCAAUUGUUACUUGUAGUUCACACUGGCAGCACAGCGGUAUAAGUUAGUCUCAUACAUACCUUCCAUUUCUGUGUUUCCUUGCUAUGGAGCUUGUGGUGCUCAAAUACACAGAAUGUAGAGUGCGGUCUUAAUCCUUUAGCUCUUUUAAAUAAAUUACAGACAGUGUAGCUCAUGGAGUUGCCUAAAAAUUCACUAUGAUACUGUCAGCUAAAUGAUGCUCACAGCUACACCACCCUCAAAUAAUUGUUCCUUGUUCAUUUUAAAUGUUGGGAGAUAUGACCAUGUUAAAAAAAAAAAAAAAAAGAUACAAGGGCAAAUAAAACGUGUUAAAUGCACUGUCAGUGUAUGCAAGCACGUUUUUUUAAUAUAUAUAUAUAUAUUGUUCUAGCAGUAUUAGUGGUAUAUGUAUAACUAGAUGCUACAGCCUGUUUAAUUGGAAGACUGCCUUUUAAUGUGAAGUAGAUGUGUAGUAACUGAUAACCUGAUCUGUUGUUGCAGUCAUUGUUCGAGCAGCUGACUGUAAAAAGGUCUACCAGAUCGAACUAGUCCCAAAAGAGAAGAUUGUUGUUCUUGUGUGUGGUCGUAACCAUCACGUUCAUCUGUUCCCUUGGACCUUGUUGGAUGGCUCGGAGGGCACCUUUGACAUCAAGCUACCAGAAUCCAAAGGCUGCCAGUUCAUUACCACUGGAACCAUAAAGAAAUCGCCCACUUCUUGCUUGUUUGUGGCUGUCAAAAGGCAGAUCCUUUGUUAUGAAAUCCACAGAACUAAACCAUUCCAUAAGAAGUUUAAUGAGAUCUUGGCUCCAGGAAAUGUACAGUGGUUGUCUGUAUUUAAAGACCGGCUUUGCGUUGGAUACCAGUCUGGGUUUUCUCUGUUAAACAUUCAUGGAGAUGGACAAGGCAUACAUCUUGUAAACUCGAACGAUCCCUCCCUUAGCUUCCUGUCCCAGCAGUCCUUCGAUGCCCUGUGUGCGGUGGAGAUAAGCAACAAUGAGUACCUGCUUUGCUUUAGCCAAAUGGGAAUAUAUGUGGAUUCUCAAGGUCGAAGGUCACGCUUGCAGGAGCUAAUGUGGCCCACCACACCAGUUGCAUGCAGUAUGUAUACAUGUCUCAUCACUGUGCAGACUGUAGUCUCCUGUAUUAGAAUUUAACACAAAUGUUCAUGAAACUAAUGUUUUAUAGGCAAGUCUUUAUGCUGUUGGUGUUUUGGUCUGUUUCACUCCUGAAAAAUACCAGGGAGGAAAACAUUUGCUUUAACAAGCAUGUAGUUGUAAUGUGCUGUUAAAAUGAAAGUUAUUUGUAACACGUGGCUGAAUGCAUAAUCCACUGUAAACAAUCUAGCACUCAAAGCACCAUAACUAGUUCAGCACUCUGUAGUGGUUAUGGUGGCUGGAGUGCACUGGCGCCCUCUCAUUGUAAAUAGUACAAUUGUUUGCUGCUCCCUGCUUGCACUUCUUCAGAUCACGGUCAGACAACGAGCUAUGCUCUCCACUACUGGGCUUAACUCAGACGCCCUCAGCCAAUCGGCUAAACCCAAAGGUACUCAGGAAAGCUAAUAAAGGUCCUGUUUUGGAGCUCCCAGCUUGCUGUUGGUAGUGGAGGUGGGCCACAGCACUCAGCAGACUCCUGCUAAGAAGUCAGACUGUUCUAAAACAGUGCGUUGUAGUGUUCCUUUAACAAUAUUACUGGACAGCCUUCUUAUGUUGCAUGGUUGUACAUGCUGGUUUAUACUUUCAUGGUCCAAAUGUGUGAUGUAGUCCUUUAUUUUUAAUUUCUCUGGUGUUUCUAUGUAGCUUUAAAAGAUCCAUAGCUUUUUUUUUUUUUACGUAUAUAUUUUAUCAGACGUGCAAAAAUUACGUCUGGCUGGUUGGUCCGACUCAAAUUUCUUUUAAUUCACACCCAAACAAAUCAAUUAACCCAGGAUUAUUCAUUGAGUAAGACUUCACAGGUAAAUACCAGACGGAUUGAUUUGUUCGGGUGUGGAUUCAAAGAAUUUCAGUUGGAGGAACCAGCUGGAAUUUUUGCACAAAUCUAGUUAUUAUUUUGUAAUACAGAAUGCAGUUGGUUCUAAUUGCAUGUUAGUAGGAGAAUAAAAUAGUGUACGUGGUGUUAGAUUGGCAACCCACUGUUCAAAUGGAAAAUUAGCUCAGAGUAUAAAGGAACACAAACUUGCAUACCUGACCCUAUAGUGUUAAAAACAUAUGUAGGAUCCCUGAACCCCCCCUUAAAUAAUAAGAAAAUCUGUCUUAUUUCCAGCGCCAUGCUGGUCAGCUGGCGCUGGCCCCGCCCCAUCUGCCUCCUUGGCUGGCAUAAUCAGAAAUGACAAUCUCAGACAAUCACAAUGCUUUCUAAUAGAAAAGCAUUGGAUUGACUGAGAUUGUCAAUUCUGAUGAUCUCAGCCAAGGGGGCGGGGCUGAACGCCACUCUAGCAAAUCACCUUCUCCUCAUAGAGAUGCAUUGAGUCAAUGCAUCUCUUUAGGGAGCGUUAAGCUUCUCCAUGCAGAGACAAAGCAUAGUUUAUAUUUAAAAGGCUGCAGGGACUUGCUAUACUCUCCAGAACAACUACAUUAAGCUGUAGUUCUGAUGACUAUAAUGUCCCUUUAAGUGAAAUAUCAUUAACGUUAAGGAAUUUUUUCAGAACAUUAUAAGAUGAUUUAUUUCCAUUGUCAGAGGGGUCUCUACUGCACAGGAGAAGUCAAAGCUGCUACAGUAAGCAACUUACUGUUUGCAUUUGUCCCAGUGUCUAUGGAUUGUGAGAUGGUCGUGUCUCAAUCCAGGGGAUAAGAGCCUCUGCAUACCUGAUUAUUAAAAUUAUUUUUAGAUCUUUAAUUACAGUUCCAAAGGGCAUCACUAGAAUUUUAUUCCUUUAACUCCUUCAGGAACUAGAACACAAUAAGAAUAAUAAGGUGCCUAUCCGUGUUCCUGACAUGGUUAAAGUAGUAUUAAGUGUAUAAUGUGCAGUUCCAUUCACAUUCAGGCUGUCAUGUGACUGGGUAUCCUUGUUCAGCCACAUGUUGGAAUUAAAGGACCACUAUAGGCACCCAGACCACUUCAGCUUAAUGAAGUGGUCUGGGUGCCAGGUCCAUCUAGAGUUAACCCUGCCUGCUUUAAACAUAGCAGUUUCAGAGAAACUGCUAUGUUUAUAAUAGGGUUAAUCCAGCCUCUAGUGGCUGUCUCAUUGACAGCCGCUAGAGGCACUUCCGUGCUUCUCACUGUGAUUUUCACAGUGAGAAGACGCCAGCGUCGAUAGGAAAGCAUUGUGAAUGCUUUCCUAUUAGACUGGCUGAAUGCGCGCGCGGCUCGUGCCGCGCAUGCGCAUUCAGCCGAGGAGGAGGAGAGCUCCCAGCCCGGCGCUGGAGAAAGUAGUAAGUUUAACCCCUUCCUCACCCUAGAGCCCGGCGGGAGGAGGACCCUGAUGGUGGGGGCACCCUCAGGGCACUAUAGUGCCAGGAAAACAAGUGUUUUCCUGGCACUAUAGUGGUCCUUUAAAUAUCCCUUUAACUAUUUACAAACCUGAAUUGUGGCAAUAGAUACCUGUUGUCACUGGGAAUAUCUUGCAUCCCUGGUAUAUCUGCCAUUAUUUACUGAUCACAUUACAGCACUAAGCGUUUUUUUUCUGGGCAUAAAAGCCGAAAUCUCCCUGCAGUUAAACUGAAUGAGCAAUACUGAAAUUACUAUUUUUACUGUUUAAAGCAAAGUUUACCUACCCCAUAAUCAAUAAAUGCAUUGCUCGUCAGUCAGGGUUAAAGCAUUGUUAGCUCUGCGUAGGCAGCUGGCACGCUGUGACCGUACUUUGGGUCAUCCCUCUCACAAUUUCAAAAGCACGUUAACAUGUGAAUAAGACUUAUUUACAGGUUUUUGGUUUUUUCCCUCACAGGUUGUAACUCCUCUUAUGUAACCGUGUACAGUGAAUAUGGUAUAGACGUGUUUGACGUGUCCACCAUGGAAUGGGUUCAGACAAUUGGAUUACGACGGGUAAUUUGAAGACGCCAAAAAAAUAUAUCAUAAUUCACACAUUUUCUGUUGGCUUUUUCAAUACUAAUUUUUUAUUUUUUAACUACAGAUUAAGCCAUUAAAUGUGGAUGGUACUCUGAACUUCUUGAAUUCUGAGCCGCCUCGUCUUCUUUAUUUGAAGAGUUCAUAUUCAGGUGUGUGUUCUCAGAAUGUGCACGGCAAUGACAAUACUAUAGCACAGAUAAUUUGCAAUUUCUCCAUCUCCGUUCCGUUUUUUAAGUUAUUAGCUUCUACCACUGGCCACGUGGACAUUCCGUGUGGCUCUGAGCAGGUGUAGAUUCCAAAACAUGAUGGCUCAAGUUAUACUAUUAAUAUCAUUCCUCUGAGGAAUUUGGACAGAGGCAGAUCAUUUCCACCAAAAUCUAUUAAAACAGGACUGUCACAUUAAGUAUGAAUGGGUCCUGUUGUAGUAAUAAUAAUUAUAUGUUGUCAUUUUUCAGAGGGUGCAAUGCUCACUGUACCAGAGACAUCUGAUAACAGCAAAAAACAGAUGGUUAGGACCAGGAGUAAGAGGAGAUUUGUCUUCAAAGUGCCCGAAGAGGAGCGGUUACUGCAAAGGAGGUAAAACUUUUUUUUUAUUUUUUUUUUUUAUUGAAUUGCAUUAAUUAGAAGAUCAUUUUAACAGGUUGAGGUCAUUGAGGGUCAUUUAUUUAGUUUUAUGUAUUUCUCUUUAUAAACAGGAUGCUAAGCAAGCCUUCCCUUGCUACCAAUUAAAGGGAAAACAAUUUACCUCUUUCAUUUGCUAUUUUAUAUAGCAUCUAAAUAAUGCACUGUCUAUAUGCGACAAAUAAUUCCAAAAUACUGAAUGGCUAACAACACAUUUUGUUUGUUUCAGGGAAAUGCUUAGAGAUCCUGAACUUAGAUCUAGAAUGAUUUCUAAUCCCACCAAUUUCAACCACGUUGCCCACAUGGGGCCCGGAGAUGGGAUGCAAGUCCUCAUGGAUCUUCCACUGGUAAAUGGCCUUCUUUAAAACUGGAAAAGAUUAAAGACAUGUUUGAGCACUGGUUCUAAAUGAACUUCUUUCUUUUCUACUAUAUCCAUAGUUACUUGGUCACUGUCCAUUUCUCUUCUUUCCUGUAAAAAUAACAGAGUGAAUUUGCUUCCCUCUCAUCCUCCCGCAACUCCGCUUUGAUAUCACCUCCGGCAAACUUUGAACACGUCUAUCAUAUGAGUUCUGUCUCUGCAGACAUCUUCCUUGAAAAUGGCCAAGACCUCUCUCUAUCCUCCUCUUCCUGUCUUUCUUCCACUGUCUUAGCAAGGGUAGGAAUAGCCAUUUAAAAUGGCUUAUUGAAUGGUGUGCUGUGGUUUGUUGGAAGCACGGAAACUAAUCACAUUGCCUUAAAGCUUGUUAACAAAGAGUAACUUUUCUGUAGUGGUUUUGGUUUCUUUCACCAUUUUCACAGUAUCGUACAGAUGUUUGGAGUUCAUGUUUUUAAAAGGAAUGCAGCGUCACAGAUGACGACUUUUGUGCCUUUUUAAAAAUUGUGUUAUUUAAGAUUAUCUUGUUCAGGAAUCCAUGUUUGUCUGUUGACCCAUUUCGCCUCUACGAGUCUCGUUUGUGGCCUGCACUUCACCACACAUAGAGCCGCAAUGUCAGCAUCCUUCAUUCAGUCAGUCAGGUCCUUUAACAAUCUCACUCAUUGAGAACAAAUUGCUUGAAAUGCUGCUCCAUAAUACUAGACAUUAUCAUUAUUUGUAUAAAUUUGACGUUUUCUCGUUUGUUUUACAUUUGUUUUUUUUGGGGGGGGUUUGUGGCAAUAAGUUGAAUGUAAUUACGGGUUGACACCCAUAAAUACAUAUUGGAAUAUCAAAGGAGAGGCGAGUAAGUGGUCUUCAGUGAAUAGAUCUAAUUUGCCAGGUAGUGGAACAGGAGUGCAGCUUGUGGCUGAAGAUAUGUGAUGGUGUUAGAGAUAGACAGAGCCAAACCACAGCCGCGUAUGCACAGAAAGAUUGUCAAUACGGUGCUUGUUAUAGACCAUGCUAUCAGGUUACACUAUACAGGGCUGCUUAUAAUGAAAAUACCAAACCUUGGACGUCUUAGUAAUGUCAUAUAGCCUUUAGAUAUAGCCAUUUGUAUUUCCAUGAAUACCAAACACCCUUUUAGAGGACAUUUCUGUGUGUAUGCUAUGAACUGGACACCGGAGUCUUAACUAACAUUUCAGAGAGAGAAAUUGUUUGCUUUUUAGAAAAGAAGGGGGGGGGGGGAAAAAGUUUACUUUUUAAGUAUUUACAUCAAAUGCAUGAAUGUCAUCUGAUGCUAAAGUCUCUUAGAAUGCAACUAGUAUGCAGGGAACUAUGGGAACUGAUGCCCAAUCUGUAAGGCUGCCAGGAAGAUGGUGAUUAUAUGUAUCUUGCAGUCGGGUGGAAUGGGUUUAUGACUCCUUUUCCUGCACCCUUCACUGCAGUAAGUGCGUCCGCAUUUACUGAGAUGAAGAAAAGAGGAACUGCCACCAAAACAGUCAAAGUAAUGAAGCAUGAGCGUAGCGAUAUUUUGGGAGAGCUGUCAGGGAGGCUGGGCUGAGGGGCAGAAUUUGUUAGAUAAUAGAAUUGUUUGUUUCCAGCAUGGUCUCCAGCGGCAGUUUGCUUUAACUCUGUAUGUGCAACACAGCACAUACAGAGCCCAAGUACCAUCACCACUUCAAAACACUACAGUGGUUGGAGAAAUUCUUUAAGCAUGCCUGCUGCUGUUCAUUUUAAUUUGGCCCAUAAUUUAGAGCUAAUUUCUCCUAUGUCUGCUAUGAUGUGAAAUACCAAGUGUUCGUAGUUAUAAGGUUGUGGUUAUUCCUGGCAAGGUUCAAUACAAGCAGCUGUUUUAACCCUCUCUCUCUCGCUCUCAUAUAACAAGUUGCAUCUUUUUAUUUGCAAUAUUUUUGUUUGUUUAUUACUUUUUGUCUCUGUAGUACUUCAUCCAAACCUGGUCCUUGUUUCAUUUCUAACUUUGUGUGAUUGCCUUGUUGCGGAGCAUACUGUAUUUUUCCAAUGUUACUUGUGCAAAAUGUUCUAUUGAAGAUUAGUUUUCAGUUUAUGUUUCUCAAUAUUUUUGGUGUUAUGUAUUUUAGAAUGUCCAGUAACGUCAGCCGUGUGUGUUCUAUACAUUCUGACUGAUGAAACAAUUUCUGAUUUUCAAGCACGUUGGUUUGUUAAAUGCAUGUAGUGACAACUUUAGCUUUUAUAUCGGCUACUAGUGUUCAAAUUACUACCACCCACUCAGCGGUGUUGGUAUGUGGGAUGAAGUAGCUAUUUUUGGUAUUUUUAUGGGGGGUGCAUAUUUGUUCUCCUGUCGUCAUACAAGAAGCUAGAAUUUUUCAGCCUGUACAAAUAUGUGUAGAGCAUGUGCACACCACAAUGGGCCUUGCUAAUUGUGACAGGUUAGAUUUGGGGGAGCCAACAGAAGCAUCACUAACACAUGCUGAACUACAUGUGCUCUGCUAAACAGAGGAUUAUGGGAUAAAGCAGCCGUUGCAAACAAUGGGAGUACAAACCCCAUUUUGUUUUUUUUUGUUUUUUUGGUUGGUAGAUGCAGAUUAACAUUCUAGUCGGAGGGUGGCAAAACUUCAGUGAUGGUGGCAAGGCCAUCACAAUAACCUCCCAGCAUGCACUGAAUCAUGUCAUGGUUACAUGUGCAAUGGUAGGGGAAGACGGUGAUUAUAUUAUUUUAUCUUUAAAUUUGACAGAGGUUUUUGCCAGCACAGCAUUUCCCAAUCUGUUCCUUUUUGGAUCACAGAAAGGUUAAUGGAGAGAAAAUGGUCCUAGUGACACUUAUUUGAUUCUUUCAUUCGCUGCAUAUAAACACAUUUUGUGUCUGCAUUGCCUUGUGAGGGAUUAUGUGUUCAAGCUAAACCGAUUUAUUUGUUUAAAUUGUUGCCAGAUGAGGACCUCCAUUUUAAUGUAGACACUUACUGGGGGAAAAUGCACAUUUAAAGACUGCAUUCAGCUUAUUACAGGAGUUAAAGUGUUUAUGGCCGAGUUUCAGGUGACUUCAGGUACACCAGUCCAAAAAUCACUGGAUUAUCAAUUAAAUAUAUACCUACCUGAGGACCUUGGCAAUCAUAUUGUGAGUGGAAGAAUCUGAAUCCUAUUAAAGUGGAACCGUAACUUAUAGGGUUUUUUUCACAACCAAGUAACUAAACUAAAAAUUGACUAUGGGGUUGUGUGUUUUUUUGUUUUUUGUUUUUUUUUUUCUUGGGUCUCGUUAUAUAUUUUCUUUGAUUACUUCUAUAUAUUUCCAUAUACUUGGCUGUAUCUUGUGGGCACUGCACCGUGAACGGAAUGCUUGAUCGCGCAAGUGCUUCAUGGAAACUUAAAUGAACAUGUCUUCGUGUGCCCUUAUGUGCUCAGAGCAUCAUGGGCUACUAUACACUCUGUACUUCCUUCCACUCUGUUGGAAGAACGAUCUGUCUCUGUUGGGAAAUGUGAUAUUUCCCCCUUAAGACUCUUACUGUAACGCUCUGCCUUAUGUCUUCAUCCGAUGACUUUCUAGUGCAGAGGUAGGCAACCUUCGGUACUUCAGAUGUUGUGGAAUACAUGACACAUAAUGCUGAACCAGCAUUAUGGCUGUAAAAGCAUUGAGAGUUGUAGUCCACAACAUCUGACCUACCUCUAUUCUAGUGCAAUAUCAGAUUACUGGCUGUCUCCUAAUGUGGUCACAGAACAAUUUAUUUUUCCUGGUAGAUGUAAAUCUGUGUGCACUCAGCUAAUCCAACUUUAUCUGAUGUUCUUUAUAAGGGUCGUUUUAAUCUCUCAGGAUAGUUUGUUCAUCACAUAUUCAAAUUUACUCUCAAAGUUUUGCAGAACUCUAAACUUUUACGGAGAGUAGAUUGAAAUGCAUUGUGCAAAGCCUGCAGUGACUUUAUAUUCUGGUUUUUUACAGAGCAUUGUGCCACCAUCUCAGGAUGAAAUCCCAAAGGAAAGGACACGACCUUCGUCAACCAAUCUUGCUCGGCAACAGCAACAAAGGAGUAAACCCUAUGUAUCUCGGCCCUCUUCAGGUAAUUCCAAAAACCAGUGAUCUGACUUUCGCUAAGUUUUGUUAACAUCAAAUGCAGUUUUCUGAUUUGAAAAGAACUGUGUAACCAUUUUGUGCAAAUAUUUUAUUUUGAUUAAAUCAGAGUACACACAGUAAGAAUAUAGACCGUGCAUGAGAUGUAGAAUGACAUGUGAAUUAUGAAUUGUUUGUAUUUUUUACCCUAAGGUGCUGGUGAAUUGUCCUCAAGGAUUAUUGGCGAUGCCGACCAGGACAUGGAAAGAGAGGUAUGAUAUCUUCCAAAUGUAUCUAUUAAAGUUAUAAAAAAAAAAAAGUUAUUAGCUCAGGGUUCUUAAACAUUGUUACCCUGCAGUUUUUGGACCCCAGUUCCCCUAAUUAUGGAAAAGAAGAGUCCAGCACCAGAGGUUGAUGUAAGAUUUUCUAGAGAUUAUUUUAAAGGAACAAUCCCACCCAUAUAGCAACUUCCGCUCAUAGAACUAGCACAUGAUGUUUCUCUCAUUGGGUGGCCAGUGAUAGGCUUUUAACGCAUUGGCUCAUGCUCUCAGCCUUUCACUAUGUGCCUGGCUAAUCCUUCCUCAUGCCGCGGAGACAGUGGUGUUAGAAAAAGCUGAAGGUAAGUAAGUGGGAGUGUUCCUUCCAACCUCUCUGGCAGCUAAAUGAUCAGGGUUAUUCACGAUAGUAAAUUUCAAGUUUAAGGCCAGUGAGGCUGACAUAGUAUUUACGACUUCUGCAACUUUUACCAUAAAUUUGAAAUUCACCUUGAGUAAAUGCUUUCACGUUGCUCUUACCUAGAACUUGUGACCCAGGAAAAGACAUUUCUGCAUGGCAAAGUGUACAAAGCAUGCUACACCAUGACAAUGUAAUCUUAUUUUAUUUACAGCCGGAUUCCGAUUCCACAAAACAUUCCACCCCGUCUAACAGUUCGAACCCAAGUGGUCCACCGAGUCCCAACUCCCCACAUAGAAAUCAGCUAACAUUGGAUGGUAUGGACCAGUCAGCAUGCGAUGCAUAGCAUUCCGCACCGUGGGGACUUCAUGUCGCGAGGUCCCACUUCUGACACAGAAGGAGGCAUUUGUUCCAGAAGAUCGUGCCAAGAUAAGAAAUCUCUAGUGUUGCACAAAUCAACCCCCCAUCUUGUAGAUACAUUUAAAAAAGAAAAAAAAAAAAGGGUUUAAUAUAUGUGAUCAAGCUUUUAUAUGCAAAAGAAUUCACUGUUUCUAAUAUCAUUUGUUUGUUUUACACCCGAGUGACAAAAUAGGAUUUUUCUUUUUGUUUGUUUUUAAAUUUUACAUCACCCUUCCUGUGAUGCUGCUAGCUCUGUGGGAGAGAAAGAGGCUGCUACCGUUACUGCUAAACAGCAUCCGAUAUACAAAGUCUCAUUAGGAAAAUGACGCAGACUCUUCUAAAGGAAAUUUAUUACGGAAGAAUUUGAGGUCUUGCAUAGGACUCUAGCACUGGCUUUAUGUGCACAACUGUCUUUUUAACCAAGAGACAAUUUAUUCUAACCACGGAGCUAACGUAUUAAGAGCAAAUCUGGGGUAACUUGCAGGAUGUGCCAAUGGCGUCUAUGGUGAUUGCUACAUACACAAAACACAACCAUCCCAGAAUUGCUAUUUCUACUUGGCUUCCAUAGUAUUAAUUCUCUUUUAUACUAGGGUGAUUAAUCAGCCUGCUUCUCUCCAGCCGCUGAUAAACAUUUGCUCCCAGUUUCAUGUGAUCCUGUGAGUUGUGCAAGUAUACACAGUUGAAAAGGAAAAAAAGGCUAUGUUCGCCUUCGCUAUUAUAGAAUGCAUUUUCGCGCAAGAGCUGGUUUGUGCUGCAGCUUUGUGGGUUUUAAAGGUAUAAACGUAAAUCCGGUCCAUUUAAAAAAAAUAUAUAAAAUUAUUAUAGUUGCACAAAGUUUGCAGAAAAACAAAACAAAAGUAUUAACAAAUCAGUAUUUUAACGAAGAACAGACUUUUUCGUAAUGAUAAAAGGAGGUUAAACUUUUUUUGGUGUCUAUCAUAUAAAAACAGCAUCAUGGCUGUUGUUUACCCCAUUAGCUUUUAUCUUUUAAUAAAAUUGUGAAUGUGAUAUAAACAGUUGAUCCUCUAUCCUAAAUGACUGUGCAGCUCUGUUCUUGAGUAUAGCAGGCUAACUACAGUGAAUUCAGUUUGUUUAAAUGUCCCCUGUAGUUGGGUCUUUACAGUUUUCUAACUUUUUUGGAGUGCAAAUUAAGUGCCCCCUGUGAACAAGUCGUGACAGGGGUUUGCAUCUGCUCCAAUUAUGUUAAAUUUUAGGAACACAGGGUGUUUAGUUUGAGUACCUGAGGCACAGAGAUUGGCGUUCAACGUGUUGCUAUGACACUCGGCCAGCCAUAAAAUCAAACCUUGUGUCAUAAGCCAUUGCACGUGUACUGCUGUUUUAUACCAACCACUGCCAUUGUGGUGUAUUCAUGUCAUCUAGACACUUCAAUUGUUUAAUAAGUUGUCCAAACUGACCUGUGGUUUUAGCCUCCAGCUACCCACCAAUACUUUCCCACCUCUGAGUCCGCUAUUACCUCUGAACUAAUGUACGUAGCCUUUUAUUUUCGAUUGUCAUCAAGAAAACACUACAUUUUAUUUUAUAGAAUAUCCAAUAUUUUAGGAAACUUUGGUCACUGUGAAGACACUCUUUAUUUAUCUAGAUGUACUUCAGAAACAAAAGUAAAAGAAAGGAAUUUCUAUCAUCAUCAUUUGAGCCAUCAAAAUGUUUUACCACCAAAGUGGUUCUUUAAUUCUUUCACUUGCAGAAAAAGCUGAAAUUAUUAUCUGGCCACUCUCGCAUCAAAAUGGGUUAAACAUAUGUAUAUGUGCUGCUUUAUAAUAAAAAAAAAAAAAAAAAAAGUACGAAAAAACUAACAAAAAAUAGUUUUUCCACAUUUCUCCGUGGUUGGAAAAGUAACUCUGACAAAUUGUAUGUACGCUUUGCAUGAGAACCACGUGAUUUUACCUGUUCGAUUAUGUAAAAGUAAAAUUCUCAUUACACAUGUAUAUUUUGUUUCUGUCCAUACAACUGUGUGGCUCUGUGUGUAUAUUUAAUCUCACGCUUCCAUGUCUUACAGAUUUGGAUUUUUUUUUUUUAUUUGGCUGGCAUAUCCAUUGUCACUAGGGUGCCUUUUUGUGCCAAUUACAUGACAUUUGGAUUGUCACUAGCUUAAAUUUGGACUUAUUGGGCUAAUGAUGUAUACCAAUGGCUAACUGUUCCUUUCUGAAACACUGUAUAGGACUUGCACUUAUUUUUAGUUGAGACAAGUGAUAUAGUCUUUUUUUUUUUUGUCCCCUUUUUCUGUUGUGUGAGUGCUCUUCAAAUUUAAUGAAAAGGCUUUGUUGGGACGACACACUACUGCCUAUGGGGUUUAUGAUUUAUACGUUUUUUGUUUUGUUUAAAAGUCGUCUCUGUAAUUAUAAAUUGUAAGAUUUCUUUUUUUAUUUUAUUUUAAAAAAAAUUUAUUAAACAAGUGACCUGUUAAUAAGUCAGCAAAGGGCAGUUUUGAAGUUCAUUCUGGUCUGUUUUCACAAAUUAAAACAUUUUACAUGAAUGCAAAAUUGUCCUUUGGUUGCGGUCAAAUUAUUUCAUAAAUGUGGAUUAAGACUAUACAUACACAUCUCAUUUGUGAAAUACUGUUCUAGAAAAUUAAUAAAAUGAACACUUGCAACAUCUCUACUUUUUUGGAAUAUUUAAAUGACUCCAUCAGCUUAUAUUAAUAGGCUACGGUUGGACACCUAUACUAGAAACAAACUUUGGAGGGGCACGGUAGGUCACCCUGCUGUUCAAGCCUACAAGAUUAUACAUAAUAAAAUGGUUAAUCGGUUUUGAGCAUAUGUUUAAAUCUACCUGCCUUGGAACUCAUUUACAGAUCAAUUCUUGAACCAGUGAUCAAAACAUACAAAUCAGUGUAUGAACAUUUGAAUGUUGCUAAACAAUUUUAAUUGAUGCCUCCAACAAUGGUAAGGGGAUCCACGAAGCAAAAAUUUCUUCAAAUCUGCUAAACGUUUUAAAACAAAUGAUCUUCAUAAGUUCUGUAGCUUUCUAUGUUUUGACUUGUGGAUAGAUAAAGUGUCAUCAUUCUUGUAUUCUACUUCUUGUCCU
Molecule: messenger RNA, 88195 nt
Organism: Pelobates cultripes (western spadefoot toad)
Lineage: Eukaryota; Metazoa; Chordata; Amphibia; Anura; Pelobatidae
Source: the annotation of a GenBank genome assembly